Pelobates cultripes (western spadefoot toad) is the source of this 81582-nucleotide messenger RNA. Lineage: Eukaryota; Metazoa; Chordata; Amphibia; Anura; Pelobatidae. The record is from the annotation of a GenBank genome assembly.
AUGGCGACCAAAAGACUGAAGGCACAAGCAGGCAACACUCCCUCCUCUAACCUCUUAUCCUCCAAAACGUCCCUGAGGAGAUUCUUCGCGGAGAAGCAGGAGACAGACAUGCGGUCCAAAAUGGCCGCGGCGGAGAAAUCUCCCGCGAGCCGCGCUCCUGCCUGCCCUACUCCCUCAGACAGCUCCACAGAGGGAACAGAUAUUAAAUCUAUUCUGACCCAGCUGCCUUCCAAACUGGACCUCGAAGCCAUGUUCUCCAAAAUGGAAAGGAGCUUUGGCGACAAGCUGCAAUCACUACAUGAGGAGGUAAGCCACAUUGGCAAUAGAGUGCAACUGCUGGAAGAGGGGGGGGGGGGAAACAACAGCCCUGCAAAUACACAACAUGCAAACUCUCCAGCAAACCCAGAAUGAAGCCCUAAUAUUCCUACAAAGGAAAAUAGAGGACCUUGACAAUAGGGGAAGGCACAAUAACCUCAGAAUUAGAGGCAUCCCUGAAGCCCCUGAAGGGACAAAUGAAAAUAUAACACAAAUCCUCACAAAUCUUUUUUUUUUAAAUUCUUUAUUUUUCUUGUGCAUAGUUUGACAACAAGCGUGUAGUGCCACAACAGCCUCCACAAGCAUUUUCAUAACAUUUCAAAGUGUAGCAGAUUAGACAGCACAUUUUUAUAUAACAUUGAGGAUAACAGGCUAUUAGGCAACAGUAUUGUGUAGUCUAACAUGCUAGGCUAGAUAUGCAUGUGGCAAAACUAUUUGCGCUUUAGUUUAUAGGUGUGUAGUUUUGCAUUCUUAAAGAACGGAGCUUUUAUGCUUAAGGUACUGGUUGCAUGUUUUUGAGUGCUAAGCGUGUUCGUCUGAAGUCAAGGGUUGGAAGUGUAUUCAGAAGCGUAAGCAGCAUGUAGUGUGGGAGGGCUAUGUUCUAACAUCAAGAUAUUCGCUGGUGGCCUUGGCAUAGGAAUCCGCGGGCGGUCUCCGCGGAACAAACUCUGGUGCAUUUGCAGAGUAUCUUGCGUGUUGGCGCGCUUGUCCUGCUGAUGGCGUCGCCGGGACUAAUGGUUCUGUGGGGAGGCCAAGUAAGCCCAGUAACCCGGUGGCCUCUUGCAUGUCGUGUAUUACAUGCUUGGUGCCUUCCUUGUCAAUGUUGAGAGUACGGCCAGGUCCCCAGCGGUACCGGAUUUGAUGGAGGAGCAGGAGUGCUGUGAGUGGGCUCAUUGUUCUCCUCCAUGCCAGCGUCCCGCCUGAUAAAUCUGAAUAGAAGGAGAGGGUCAUUCCUUCAAAGGGGUAUGUGGGUUGAGCUCGAACGACCUCCAUAAUCGCUUUCUUGUCCCUGAAUAGUUGAAACUGGAGAAUGACAUCCCCUGACGCGGCAGUUGGGGCCUUCGCUGGUCUUGGUAUGCGGAAUAUUUCCUCCAGGGUUAUUGCUUUUGCUGCCUUUGGGUUCAGCAGGUCAGUGAGUAAUCUCCUGAUGAAAUGUGGGAGUUCGGCCUCUGGAACAGAGUCGGCCACCCCCCGUAGCUUUAUGUUGUUUCGUCGUGACUUAUCUUCGUGGGUUGCGAGUUGUUGCUCAAGUUGCCGGGUUUUCUGUUGCAUGUCCCGGAUCGUUGCCUGGAGGUCCACGAUCUGACUAGAGUGUUUGGUAGAGGUGGCUUCCACUGCCCCCAGCCUGGUAGUAAUGCCUUUAAUGUCCUGUCUGAGCAGGGCCACAUCAUCCGCAAUUUUCUUGUGGUGGUCUGCCAUAAGCGCCCCAAUUGCCUCCAUGGUCACAGGGGUUGGGGUUUUCGUGGGUGACUGUGCCCAUGUAGAUAGUGGGUCAUGCCUGGGCACUAUGGGAUCUCCCUCGUCUGCCUCCGACGACUCAUCUGUAAAGUCGGAGCAGCCGCCGUGUAAGGACGCCAUUUUGGCUCCUGCUGCAUCGUGCGCCUGCCGCCAUAGUUCCCCGAUGUCCAUGCCCUGACGGGGCUUGUCGGGUUUCACCUUCUUGUUUUUCCGACCCAUGGAGCCCGGGGGGUUUUCUGGGUCUCCCUGCGGCAAGUUGGCGUAGGUUGAGAUGUCGGUAAAGGUGUUUAUUUAGUCCGCUGGUCCGGAGCUCCACGGCCAUGCGACCGUCCGGUUCAAACGCUAAGCUCCGCCUCCUCACAAAUCUUUUUAAUCAGCUUCUGGGCAGACCGCUAGACAUCCCCAUCAAGCUGGACCGCGCUCACAGAGCAAUACGGCCGAAAGCGUUGGCGAAUGAGACACCAAGGGACAUAAUUUGCAGGCUCCACCAUUUUCCCAUCAAAGAGAUGAUUCUUCAAAAAGCCAAGCAAAUCAGAGACAUUGCAUUUACCGACCACAAAGUGCAGAUAUUCCAGGACCUGGCGCGAUCCACACUGAUAGCGAGAAGAGCACUGCGCCCGAUCACAAAAACACUCUCGGACCGCAACAUACGGUUCCGCUGGGCAUACCCAUUUGCUUUGGUGGUGAAUCGCCAAGGGAAGACACACUCAAUAUCUACUCCAGCGGAUGUCUUGACGUUCCAACUAGCCCUAGGCAUACCCACCGACGCGGUGGAAGAUUGGACUGGUCUCUACAUGGAACAGGACAGGCACAUACCCCAGAGGGCCAAAUGGCAACGCAGCCCCAGGAAGCGAGGGAGACGGACCCCCUCGGGAAAUGAACUGCCCUCGACACCAAAAGGCACUGCCACGAGACCGACCUAAAAGACUUGAUAUAUCCUUUCACUCUGCUAAAAAUGCCUAAGCCAUAGAGGCGCUUGCCUCAACUAACGCCUAGUUAAUGCCAUGUUUAUAUAUAUAUAUACAUGUUUCUAUAUAUCUACUGUUUAAUGUGUAACCUAAUGCCAAAGUUCCACGUGGCUGGGGCCCAGACAACCAGAGGGCAUCCGGGACCCUGGACACGCUGGAACUGGGAUUCAAUCAAUAGAUAUGUCAUAAUAAGAUAUAAGCGAUGUUAACAUAAGCUAAUGCAAGAUCUCUAACGAUACCCGAAUUAUGUAUAUCACACGCGCAGCUGGCCUAGAGUCUCAACGGGUCUAGACCACACAACCCCCCAAGAGGUGCCACAAAGAGCAUGCGGGAUCCAUAUGAUCCACAGCGGGCUUGACACCAUCUGGAUGCAGCAGGCACGCUGCAUAUACACUGUCUAUAGUUUCUACAGUUUAUGUUUUUCCCCCAAACCCCAACCCCCCAUUGGGUAUAGGUCCUCAUCACAUCAUUUAAGCCCGAGAAGCUUCCACCCGUGGCUGUUCUAUGAUGGAUAAUCUUAAACUCAUGUCCCUGAAUGUAAGGGGACUUAACGCCUGAAAAAAGCACAAUCCUAGUGCAUGAACUAGACAGAUAGCAGAUGGAUAUAGUAUUCCUCCAGGAAACUCAUUUUAGAGGAGAUCAGACCCCCUUAUUGAAAACUAAAUCGAUGGGCCAAUCGUACUUUAGCAAUUACCAUGGAGGCAAAUCUAGAGGGGUCGCUAUUCUACUAUCAUCCAGGAGAGCAUUCAUGCUCCAAGACAGCAAACUAGACCCACAGGGAAGGUAUAUUUUCCUCAAAGGAAAGAUUAACAAUACCCUCAUUACCCUAGUGAAUGUUUAUGCGCCCAACAACAGACAGGUCCCAUUCAUCAAAUCAUGCCUCAGAAAACUAGAGAACUUUGCAGAGGCGUUAGUGGUGUUAGGGGGCGACUGGAACAUAGUCUUAGAUCACUCAAUGGACAGCACUGCGACAGGUAAAGACACAUUAGCACACCAACGUCUGCUAUUCCAAAAAGCGCUGCAUGCUAACCAACUAGUCGACUGCUGGAGGAUUGCCCAUCCCCAGGAAAGGGAUUACACAUACUUCUCCCAGGUAGCCCAUAGUUACUCUAGAUCGGAUAUGUUCUUGAUAGGACACAAGCACUUGCACGCAUUAGCCUCCAUGUCCUUGGGUCCGAUCACAUGGUCGGACCAUGCCCCAAUAUUCCUUACAUUGUCUCUAGACGAGAAGAGUGCCGUAAGCAACUCGUGGCGCCUAAACGAAUCACUACUAGAUGAUCCCAGGGUAACUGAAGACUUGACCAACGAACUGCCCAGGUACUUUCACGAAAAUGAAGGUAAAGGCACAGUGGAACCAUGGGUAUGGGAAGCACACAAAGGUAUAACCCGAGGGACCCUGAUUAAGUGGGGAGCUCGCAUAAAACGGUAACGAGCGGCACGAAUCCAAUCCCUAACUGAAGCCAUAUACAUAGCAGAAUCUGCCCACAAGGCUACCCCCACACCCGACGCAUACAAAACACUAACAGCAUUAAGAAUGGAACUGCGAAACCUCCUUACAGCGAAAGCUCAUAGGGCAGCCCAGCUGACUAAGGGGACAUACUAUGCGCACGGCAAUAAAAGUGGGAAAUAUCUAGCUAGGGCCCUAAAGGACAAACACCAAAAGACAUACAUUUCCCACAUAACCACAUAAGUUGGAAUACGCCAAGACGCGACAGAGGACCUUUCAAGACUACUACAGCGACCUCUACAACUUGGGACAACCACUGAACACACAACAUAAUACGGCAGCAUACAUCUCGGCCCACACUCAUAAAAAACUAGACCCACAACAAACAUCCCAAUUAGAAUUACCUAUCCAACCUGAGGAACUCUGAAUAGCAAUACAGACCCUCCCUAAAGGCAAAAGCCCAGGUCCAGACGGCCUUACGGCCAGAUACUAUCAGACUUUCCAACACAUAUUGAUUCCAAGGUACCUAGAAGUCCUCAACACUCUGUUGGUCAAAGAUGUUCUGCCACCACCCAUGCUAAAGGCCUCGAUCACUGUUCUCCCAAAACCGGGUAAAGACCCAAGCAUAUGUGGCAGCUACAGGCCAAUAUCCUUAAUCAACCUAGAUCUAAAGCUUUUUGCUAAAAUUUUGGCCAAUAGGGUUAAACCACUCCUUCCUGACCUGAUUCAUGCAGAUCAGGCGGGAUUCAUCCCGGGGAGAGAGACCCGGGACAACACGACCCGUCUCCUAAACGUCAUGCACGGCGCACUGUCCUCCAAGACAAUGAAAUCAGCCUUUAUAUCCUAUAUAUGGGGAAAUAAAAAAUUGAGAAUAGCGUAUGACACUCUCACAAGGAACAAGAAGGAAGGGGGGCUGGGUCUACCUCAUGUAUAUAAAUACUACAUAGCGACCCUCCUCACUAGAGUGAGAGAGUGGACUGACACCCAACACAAAAAAGCAUGGUAUGACCUGGAGCAAAGUUUGUCCACAGUACCCCUGUCCACACUACCCUGGCAGACAUGCCACCUGCAAAAAAUUGCCAUCAUAUUACACCCACUUCUCUACCACAUCUUAAAGAAAUGGAGACUCCACAAAACCUCAUGGGGACUAUCUCUGGGAAUCUCCCCACUUUAUCGACUAGCACACAAUCCCGAUAUCCUGGGGGGAAGGGGAAGGGGAGCUCCAACACUGAGGAAAAUACUGGGGACAACUGAUCCUCUUAUAGGAGACAUGAUGACAAAUGACACCCCCCCAAUAUCAAAUCUCUACAGGAAUUGGGGGGCCAGAGCUCGCUCACUGAAACGCUAAGAUAUGGGCACAUACGCCACACUCUGCAAAGCACAGUACUACCAAACUGGAACCCGAGAGCUCUCACCCAAUUUGAGCAACUAUGCACCGCCAAAUCAGCGCGCAAAUGCACACUCUCCCAAAUAUAUAAAUUACUGGUUUCCCCCCAAAGAGUCCAAGCGACUCCCCCCUCCCACCGGCGGUGGAUGAAAGGGUUACACAUUCACAUGACUCCCGCCGAUUGGAAAUACAUCCUAACAAGACCUAUGACAGCCUCCAUUAGCCUCUCAAGACGUGAAUCCUUCUACAAGCGCAUCACAAGAUGGUACAGGACCCCAGAUCUCCUACACCAAUUCUGGCCAACACUUAGUGAUAAAUGCUGGAGAUGCGACAGUGGGGUGGGGACAAUGGAACACAUAUGGUGGGAAUGCCCACACAUUAGACAGUACUGGACAGAGGUAAUAGCAAUAAUAAAACCAUCCUAACACUUCCACAUUCACUGACACCCUCCUAAAUCCUGCUGGGCUGGCCACAAACCUUCCAAAACCCGAAAACCCAGCAACUACUGUGGAUGUUAUUAGGGGAAGCAAACAACCUUAUUCCCUUAUACUGGAGAAAAACAGAAACCCCCACUGUGACACAAUGGAUAGAUAGGGUAGAAGCUACGAGAGAAAUGGAGAACAUAUACUGGUCUCCACUAGGCCGACCUGACAAAUACGCCAUCACAUGGGAACCUUGGCUACGAUAUUGGGCAAAAAACGACACUAAUCAUAGCCAACAAUGAUGAACCACCGCAAUACUCAAUGGGAACCACCCUCCCCCCCACCCUUCCACCCCUCUCAGUUACCCCAAGAUGGGGAACCUAAGAGAUAUAGACCUUUCCCCACCCCACACCACCACCCAGUUAGGGCCCCCAAUCCUGAGGUCUCAAUGUUGGGAAGGGGGGACUAAUGCACAGGUCACGUGGUGCCCCAAAACACCUGAAAACCCCAGAGGGGACUCAGGAGUAAACCGUUCGCCUACAAUGACACGUUGAAACCCAAGGGGCACAACUCAUAGUAAGAUCUAGAGAAAGUAGGAGACGAUUGGGCCUCCGCAAAAGUUACGUGACACACCAAAAGAGUAAUGUACCAUCUAUUGUUUCUACAAUAAGCUGUUUCCAACAUGUAACAACCAACCAUGCACCUUUGUUGUAUUAUGCCUAUUGUAUUCUCCCUAAUCUUACUGAACCCCAUUCCCUCAUUUUUCUUCUGUACCCCCUUUCCUAUGACAAAAACCAAUAAAACUGGAAUUAAACAAAAAAAAAAAACAUCAAGUACCACAUUUUCCCUGCCCUUUGUGUUUUUUUUCAGAGGAUCUAUACUGUAAAUAUAUUUUUUUGUUUGUAAAUUAGAGAGCAACAUCUACAUUUUCAGUGGUCCAACACAUGCUUCAUUUUGUGCUGUAAGCUAACUUUCCCUUGCUACAUGUACUCUAAAUGAUCCAGUGCAUCACUUGCUGAAUAUGCUUUAUGAUUCUGUGUAGAUUAGUUUUUAAGGAAAUACUCCUUAUUAUGACUAAUAUGUCUCACAUUAUAUGUGUUCUUUUAAAUUCUGAAAAUCUACAAAUUGUUGUACAGGGAUGCUGAGAUUUUAUUCCUUGUGACCACAACUGUAGACUACAUAUGUGUUGGCUUUGAGGUUUGGUCAGGUAUGUAGUCUGGAUCAAAAUAUCAUGGACAAAGGUUGAUUCUACGUUUCUCUAUUGCUCUUAAACACUCAAAUGGAUCAGUCCAUUCAAAGGUUUGCCAUGCCUUACAUGGUCUAGCAUAAUAAUGUUGAGUCUCUGUGAGUUCUGAGAGAUUCGGGUAACACCAUGUAUGUGUAAUCUGGUCCAGAUAUUUGCUUAAUUUCUAUAACAUUUAGGAUGAUGUAGCAUCAUCUCAGAGAUAAAUUUUAUUGACAAGGUACAGAUCUCGCAAUAAGUUAAUGCAAGUUUCACACGAAUAUGUAAGACGAGAGUGCGCUAUAUAAAGGGAUCCCUUCUUUAUAAACAACACUAUGGUAGAUUAUGGUAACGGCCCUGCUUAUCUGAGCCGUUUUCCAUUCAUGUGACCCCAGCUACUGCUGCUUAAAUUAACUCAACUAUUACACCUCUUUUCCUUGGUGUGCCCUCUUUAUACAGGCCUACCCGUAUGUUGGAAUCGACACAGCACUACCAACUUUCCAUUCCUUCUACUGUUACGUAACCCAUUAAGUUGCCACCACAAAUAUUUAUAUGUAUUAAUGCCAGUUGGCCUGUAAUUGUGGGAGGGGCUUAUAUGUUACUUACACCUUACCUUACUCCAUACCGUCCGAGGUUCUAAAACCAUGUGUACCAAUGAACUGUACUCUAAUCCCUACUUAACGUCUGUCAACAUUAAUACAUUGUCAGCUUUACUAUCAACACACCCUUCUAGAUAUCUGGUGGAUUUCCUAAUCUCAGGAUUUUCUGAGGGAUUCCAUACAGGAAUUAUACACAUGCCUUCAGGGAAUCUAGAAUGCCAAAACUUGCAGUCAGCACAGCAGAAUCCCACGGCUGUGAACAACCUCAUAGCACAAGAAAUUGCUGAGGGUUUCUUAUUAGAGCCUUUCCAAUCCCCACCAUUUACUGCAUGGAGGACAAACCCCAUCAGUGUUGUCACAGGGAAAACCUCCCUUAAACAAAGACUGAUCAUUGACUUAUCAGCACACCACACCUCUGCAAUUCCGAGUCUCAACUCACUGAUUCCCUCUGAGGAAUUUCCCUACAAUACGCCACCAUUGACCAUGCCAUUACAGCUAUCAUUAAAGCAGGGGUAGGAGCUUGGUUAAGAAAAACUGAUAUAGUUAACACGUUUAAACGCCUACCAAUUUAUCCCACACUUUGACACCUACAUGGCAUUAAAUGGGAAGGCAGCAACUAUUUUUUUUUUCACGCUUAACCUUUGUGUCAAAGAGAAGCCCUAAAAUCUUUGAAAUUUUUGCAGAGACUCUGUGCUGGUUGUUAUUAAACAUAUCCAGAUGCCCCACAGUCAUCCAUUAUUUAGAUGACUUCUUUAUGGUCGAAGAAAACACCUUUCCCACAAGAAGCCUCAGGGAAGCCAUUAGACUUUUUGAUUGCUUGGGGAUUCCAGUAUCCCCUAAGAAAACAGAAGGCCCGGACACUAUCAUCAACUUCCUAGGCAUCCAACUAGAGUCUAUUUCCAUGCAAGCAAGCUUACCACAGGACAAGACUCUCAUCAAUCACAGGACUCUCAUCAAUCACUAUCUUCUUCUAGGUUCAUGCAAUCGUAAAGAGUUACAUUCCCUAUUAGGUUCCUUAAAUUUUAUCAUGUGCAUUAUUGCACAAGGCCAUGCUUUGAUCUACAGAUUGCUGUCUCUUCCCAUACUUUUUUAAUGAUGAUAAUCGACUGACCCUGGAUGCCCAAGACACAGCAGACCUACUUAUGUGGCAGAAUUUCUUAACCACAUGGGUUCCUCCCAGGGUUAUCUGAGAAUUCACCAACCAUAUGGUCAGACGUGGCAUCUACCACGGGUUUUGCAGCAAUCCAUGGGAAUGAAUGGCUUUGGGCUAGCUGGCCUGCGGAAGUCAAGAAUUUGGAAGGUUUUUCUACUACCUCAACACUUUUUGAGAUUUACCCCAUUGUGGCGGCUGCGGUGGCUUGGGGUCAUUUAUGGUCUGGGUUGUUAGUUUGUUGUUACUGAGACAACCAGGCCACAUGCCAGAUUAUUAACAAAGGCCGCUCAUCAUCUUUAAUAAUUAUGAGAUUUCUCAGGAAACUAACCUGGUUAGCGGCAUGUCACCAAUUUUUCUUAGUAUGUUUUCAUGUACCAGGUGUUUGUACUAUUGCAGCAGACAAUUUAUCUCGGUUUAAAUUCCAGGCAUUUCACCAAGUUGUACCCACAGCCGCUCAAGCAGCCACAGCCGCCCCCUCGUUUCAGAAUCUAAUCAUGGAUUAGAUAUCCUUUUGCAACAUAGCCUGGAACUAUCACAACUGGCACUCUCGGCCAACACUCGCAAAACAUGUAAUAGAGCUUUUUCUGUUAUUUAAAAGAUUCCUUUUGGAACACAACAUCUCUCAUUGUGACAGAUCUCUCUGUCUUGAACUUAGAGACUUAUUCUUCAAUCGUUAUUUUAAUUCGUUUUUUCUCGUUCGUGUGGACUCCAUACCGUUCCCUUUUCAACUACCAAAUAAAACUCCUGAACGGCCGGCCACCCAGUCCAAGACAAACUACUGGACUCAGUGGGACCACUUUCCAGGAUCAUGUACCUGGCAGAUGAUACUCUCACGAAAGCAGACCAAUUCGACGCGACCAUGGUUCGCGAAUGGGCUCACGAUGUACGGGAGUGGGCACAAAGAUGCUUAUGCUUUGUGGGUAACACCAAUGCCGCCCUCUGAUCCGAGCGGCGCAAAGCAGCUUUACUCCGCAUUGACGGAAAGUUGAUGGAAUUGGGCACCAAAGAACUGGGUCCGCUGGCACAGGGCAAACUGUUUGGAGACCCAUCCUCAAAGACUUAAAUAAACAUGUAAAUAUAUUUACUUCUCUGAAUAAAGCUCAAUCUUCCAUGAGGAGAGUGUUUAGACAUAACCCCGCCAGGGGUGAUUUGGAAGGGCUGGCCGCCAAAGGGGCCGUGCUGCCAGCCGAUUCUGGCCUUCAGGCCCCCGCAAUGCAAGGCCCCGACCUUUCUACUCCGAAGUGGGAUACCGUCAACAGUUCUCAUACACCAGAGGAGCAGACAGAGGACGUGGACCACGUACCCGAGGCAGAGCACAUCUUUCCACAGGUAAGCAAUCACCUAAUACAGUGCCUUCCCCUUUUGUAUUGCAGGUCGCAUCUCCCUUUUCUUUCAGGAAUGGCAAACCAUCUCCACGGACAGCUGGAUCCGGCAAACAGUGCAGGGCUACAUCAUCGACUUCACGGUCCGUCCGUGACAAACGGUCGAUCCGUACCCCAUCAAAUGCUCAACAGAGGACACCGAUCUCAUUCACAAAGAACUACGAGCGAAAGGCACAAUCGAACCCGCCUCCGGACCACACGGUUUCUUCAGCAACAUAUUCCUGGUGAAGAAGAAAACAGGGAACUUUCGCCCUGUCAAAAACUCAAAAAAACUCAACGAAUACGUUACAUACAGGCACUUCAAGAUGGAAGGCAUACACUUCCUGAGAGACCUAUUACAAGACAGAGAUUGGUUCACAAGACUGGACCUGAAGGACACAUACUUUUCAGUACCCGUCCACCACUCCUGUCGACAAUUCCUGCGUUUCCACUGGCAGGGCCGCCCCUGGCAAUUCACGUGCCUCUACUUCGGCCUCAGCUCAGCCCCAUGGUGCUUCACCAAAUUACUGAAGCCCGUGGUCGCUCACCUUCGAGCACAGGGAAUUCGGUGCAUUAUAUACCUGGACGACCUCCUGCUGUUCUGCUCCGAAAAGUCCAGACUGAUACAGCACACAAGCUAUGCCACGGACCUCCUAUCAUCCCUGGGAUUUGUAGUGAACUUUAACAAAUCAGCCAUGACACCAUGUCAAACAGUACAGGAUUCGAGAUAGAUUCCACCACAAGCACCCUACGGCUACCGGCGUCAAAGAUCCCGAACAUUCGCAAAGAACUGCUCAAGACCAUUCGCGCCCACACCAUUCCACUCAGCGCCCUCGCUCGAAUAGUGGGACUCCUCUCAGCUUCUAUACAAGCUAUCUUCCCGGGCCCACUUCACUACAGAGCAAUGCAACGCCUCAAAGUGUCAUUCCUCAGACAAAACCCAUCUUACGACCAACCGAUCCCAGUAACGGAGGAGGUCAGAGACGAACUCAGCUGGUGGCUACAAAGCAUGGAAUGGUCGGGCCAUCUUUGGGAGCACACCCAACAUAGCCCUGGAAUCGGACGCCAGCCUCUGGGGGUGUGGCGCCACAAGCAGCGGUACAUCAACAGGCAGUGCCUGGAACUCCCAGGACCUCAACAUGCAUAUAAACUGCCUGGAACUCCUGGCGGGAUCUUUUGCCAUUCGCAGCCUCGCAAAAGAAAAGACGGACUGCUGCAUCCUUUUACGGAUGGACAACAUCUCAGCGGUCCGCUACAUCAACCGCCUGGGCGGGACAUGAUCCCGGAUCCUGUCAGAAAUAACGAAGGAGAUUUUCGACUUCUGCUUACCCCGCAACAUCUCCCUCAAAGCGGAAUAUCUCCCGGGGGAAACGAACCUCACGGCGGACUGGUUUUCACGCCACUGGAGGGACACCAGCGAUUGGAAACUGGAUCCCUAAAAUCUUCCAAAGUCUAAAACCGCAUCGAGGUCCAUUUCACCUAGAUCUGUUCGCGUCUCGCAACAACAGGCAAACACAGACAUAUUUCAGUUGGUUCCCGGACCUGGAGAGCAAAGCAAUGGAUGCAUUCCUUCAACCAUGGCCGACCACGGGGGCAUACGCCUUUCCCCCAUUCGCCAUGAUAGCAAGGACCAUACACUACCUGAGACGACAACAAAAAUCCCUUCUACUCAUCACACCCCUAUGGACAGGACAACCAUGGUUUCCAGACCUCUUAGCCCUAUCUUGCCGGGAUCCCCUCCUGCUACCUUCACACCAAUAUACCCUCAGGGAUCCGAAAGGGAGCCCCCACCCAUUGAUCCUGGCCAACCGACUCAAUCUGGUGGCUUGGACUCUUUCCGGGGUGCCUAGCAAGUUGGCGAACUAUCGCAGGCUGCUAAGGACCUCCUAUGUUACUCAUGGGCUCCAGGAACCAGAAGAUCCUACCUGUCGCUUGGAGUUCCUGGUCCGAUUGGUGCAUGGAACGGAACCUUGAUCCAUUUACGACCUCUAUUCCUUCCAUUUUAAACUAUCUAACCCAUCUGUUCUCAACAGGACGAUCAUACAGGUCAAUUAAUGUGGUCCGUUCCGCUAUCUCAGCGGCCCACGUCCCUAUUAUAGGGAUCCAAGUGGGUAAAGACCCGCUGAUAUGUCGACUUUUCAGGGGCAUUCGCCUGCAGCGACAUUCCAAAUAUCUUGUCGCACGAAAUCGGAUUCUUCAACAGUUUUCUACCCCUUCUUCAUCUCCGAUCCACAACUCUGCAUCGUACCCACGCUACGACGCUAUGUAGAGGUUACACUUCCGAUUCGGACACCACCUUCUGGACAACUCCUUGUGUCAUAUGUUCGACCACACGUUCCAAUCACUACCACCACACUCGCCAGAUGGGUUCGCUGGAUACUUUCACUCGCAGGCGUGGGUGCUUCCUUCGGGGCCCACUCGGUACGAGGAGCAGCAGCUUCCUCAGCUUUCGCAGCGGGUGCCUCAUUAUCGGACAUCCUACGUUCUGCGGACUGGUCGAGAGAAUCCACGUUUCGCACUUUUUACUUUCGUCCGAACUCUAACGCGGUCAUGUCACUCUUACUACAGUGUUAAAAAUGCAAAAUAGGAAGCCUCCUGUCAUGUGAUAAAAUUGAAGAUUAUGCUCAGUGUACCUAUAAUCUUAAUUUUAAUAAUGACAGGAGGCGAGUAUUUUCCCUCCCUUUCCCACCUGUUGAAGAUAGAACCGUUCGUACUAUAGAUUCUAGUGUUUUCUCUCUCAUCCUUCUCUCGAAUCUGUCUCUAAACUACUACCUUCAUCGGUCAGGGACAGUAACUGUUAUCAAUUGAUUCUGUGAUUUACGCAUAUGUUGCUAUUAUCAUUGCUGGGUCACGGUUAUGGUAACAACCAGUAAGAGGCCAGAGUCUAACCCAUUUCACAUUCACAUUUCAGUUUAACUUCAUCAUCUUCUGGAGUUUUGGGAGCUACUUUGGCAAACUACCCAGAUGACUACUCUCCAUGAGGACCGCCUAAUGUUGGACACUCACCCGUUGGUGUUGGUUACAGUUGAUCAUUAUACUACUGGUCAUUCACCGUUGUACCUUCCAGAUGUCUUUGGAUUAGCUUCUCUAUGUUACGAUAUUUAACUUUUUUUCUCUGUUAUGAUGUCGCUUCUGAAAGAGGAGGAGGGCCUAUUUUGUGGGAAUACCUUAUUCCCUAUUGCAUUUUUGAUUGGUUAAACGUUUACUUUCUUUACUACUGAGUUUAGUAAAGAGAGAUAUGCAAAAUACUCGCCUUCUGUCAUUAUUAAGAUUAUAGGUACACUGACGCUAGCAUAAUCUUCAAUAGUAUUAAAACUUUGAUUGACCAUAUAUUGCCCUCUUUUAUUUACAAGCCUACUGCAUCGUCGGUUCCGGCACACCACGACUGACUUGCUCUUUUAUACUAUUCAUACUCUUAUACUUAGCCUUACUCCUUAUAUGGCUUUGUGCCCCUAACACAAGUAUUAAGGCCGGCUGGCCUGUAAUUGUGGGAGGAGCUUAUAUGUCACUUACCUACUUAAGGUAAGGUUACCUUACUCCAUACCGUCCGAGGUCUAAUGAUUUGCAUGACCCUCCCUCCACUCAACAUUUCCAUCUUUCUCUUUUUCUCUUUCUUUUCCUUUUCUUUUCUUUUACUGCUUGGUGGGCCCUCUUAUAUGUACAGGCCUACCGCAUCAUUGGUUCCAGCACACCACAACCAACUUGCUCUUUUAUACUAUUCUACGCUUAUACUCAGCCUUACUCCUUAGUUACAUAGUUACAUAGCUGAAAAGAGACUUGCGUCCAUCAAGUUCAGCCUACCUCACAUUUGUUUUUUGCUGUUGAUCCAAAAGAACUAAAAAAAAACCCAGUUUGAAAUACAAUUUUGCAACAAGCUAGGAAAAAAAUUCCUUCUUGACCCCAGAAUGGCAGUCAGAUUUAUCCUUGGAUCAAGCAGUUAUUACCCUACAUUGAAAGAUUGUAUCCUUGAAUAUUCUGUUCUUGCAAGUAUGCAUCUAGUAGCCGUUUGAACAUCUGUAUGGACUCUGAUAAAACCACUUCUUCAGGCAGAGAAUUCCACAUCCUGAUUGUUCUUACAGUAAAAAAAUCUUUCCUUUGCCUUAGACGAAAUCUUCUUUCUUCCAGUCUAAACGCAUGGCCUCGUGUCCUAUGUAAAGUCCGGUUUGUGAAUAGAUUUCCACACAAUGGUUUGUAUUGGCCCCGAAUAUAUUUGUAUAAUGUUAUCAUAUCCCCUCUCAGGCGACGUUUUUCUAAACUAAAUAGGUUUAAAUUUGUUAACCUUUCUUCAUAGCCAAUAUGUUCCAUUCCUUUUAUUAAUUUUGUAACCCGCCUCUGCACUUUUUCUAGUGCCAUAAUAUCCUUCUUUAGAACAGGUGCCCAAAAUUGCACAGCAUAGUCAAUAUGGGGUCUUACCAGUGAUUUAUAAAGAGGCAAAAUUAUGUUCUUGUCCCGAGAAUGAAUGCCCCUUUUCAUGCAUGACAAUACCUUACUGGCCUUGGCCACUGCUGAUUGACAUUGCACAUUGUUGCAUAGUUUGUUGUCUAUAACAAUUCCCAAGUCCUUUUCAUGUGUUGUUAUUCCUAAUUCGCUUCCAUUAAGGGUAUACGUUGCUUGUGUAUUCUUUACGCCGAAGUGCAUAACUUUGCAUUUUUCAACAUAAAUUUAAUCUGCCAUUUGAGUGCCCAGUCCCCCAGUCUGUCUAAAUCCCUCUGCAGCAAAGUAAUAUCUUGCUCACAUUGUAUUGUUUUACAAAGUUUGGUGUCAUCUGCAAACACUGAAACAUGACUUUCAAUGCGGUCUUCAAGAUCAUUUAUAAACAUGUUAAAUAGAAGGGGUCCCAGAACAGACCCCUGAGGGACACCACUUGCCACCUCUGUCCAGCUUGAAAAUUUACCAUUAAAGGACCACUAUAAUGCCAGGAAAACAUACUCGUUUUCCUGGCACUAUAGUGCCCUGAGGGUGCCCCCACCCUCAGGGUCCCACUCCCGCCGGCUCUGGAAAGGGGAAAGGGGUAAAACUUACCUUUUUCCAGUGCUGGGCGGAGAGCUCUCCUCCUUCUCUCCUCCUCCGUUCCGCCCGUCGGCUGAAUGCGCACGCGCGGCAAGAGCUGCGCAUUCAACGGUCACAUAGGAAAGCAUUCUCAAUGCUUUCCUAUGGACGCUGGCAUGCUCUCACUGUGAAAAUCACAGUGAGAAGCACGCAAGCGCCUCUAGUGGCUGUCAAUGAGACAGCCACUAGAGGAUUAGGGGGAAGGGUUAACCCAUUAAUAAACAUAGCAGUUUCUCUGAAACUGCUAUGUUUAUUAAAAAAUGGGUUAACCCUAGCUGGACCUGGCACACAGACCACUUCAUUAAGCUGAAGUGGUCUGGGUGCCAGAGUGGUCCUUUAAUGACAACUCUUUGUACUCUGUUUUUAAGCCAAUAUUCUACCCAAGAACAAGCAUUUUCAUCUAAACCGAUUUCCUUGAGUUUGAACACUAAUCUAUUGUGUGGAACUGUAUCAAACGCCUUGGCAAAAUCCAAAUAGAUCACAUCCACGGCAACACCCCGAUCUAUACUUCUACUUACUUCUUCGUAGAACCCAAUCAAGUUAGUUUGACAUGACCUGUGCUUCAUAAAACCGUGCUGAUUUUUGCUGAUAACCAUGUUCUUCUCAAGGAAUUUUUGAAUAUUAUCCCUUAAUAACCUUUCAAAUAUUUUACCAGCCACAGAAAUUAAGCUCACGGGUCUAUAAUUUCCAGGCAAGGAUUUUGAACCCUUUUUGAAUAUAGGAACCACAUCUGCCUUCCUCCAAUCCUCCGGAACACUUCCUGAAAGAAAAGAAUCUUGAAAGAUUAAAAACAGAGGUUCAAUUAUUUCUACACUUAGUUCCUUAAGUACACGUGGAUGGAUACCGUCAGGCCCUGGAGCUUUGUUUAUAUUAACUUUCUUUAGUUGCUGCAGGACCUUGUCUUGAGUUAACCAAUUACAAUUAUUCUGCAAGUUUUUAGUAGCAAUCAUUUGCACAUUUAUUGCCAUGGGUUCUUCCUUAAUAUAUACGGAGGAGAAAUAGUUAUUUAAAAUUCCUGCCUUUUCCUGGUCUUCAUUAACUAACACCCCCAUUUCAGUUUUUAGUGUACCUAUACUUUCAUUUUGUUUGUUUUUUAGAAUUUAUGUACUUAAAAAAUGCUUUGGGGUUGGUUUUGCUCUCUUUAGCUAUCAUUAUUUCAUUUUGAAGUUUAGCAAGUCUAAUUGCCUUUUUGCAAGCAUUAUUUGCAUCCUUAUAUCUUUUAUAAGAUGCAUCUGAUUUGUCCGAUUUAAAUGCUUUAAAUGCCCUUUUCUUAGUUGUAAUCUCUUGUUUUACUUCUCUACUAAGCCACAUUGGUUUUAAUUUAUUUCUUUUAUAUUUAUUUCCCAACGGUACAUACUGAGAAAUUUACCUUUUUAAUAUUUGUUGUAAGAUGAUCCAUUUAUCCUCAGUGUUCUUUUCACUAAAGAGUUUAUGCCAGUCAAUAUAUUGUAAAGCUUCCCUUAACUUAUUGAAAUUGGCCUUUUUAAAAUUAUAUGUUUUAGUAUUCCCCAUGUGCUUUUGUUUUUUUGAUUUUAUUUCAAAGGACACUAUAUUGUGAUCACUAUUUCCCAAGUGCUCACCUACUUGUAUGUUGGUCAAAAGAUCAAUGUUGUUUGUUAAAACCAGGUCCAGACAACAAGCAUCCAUUCUAGUUGGUGCUUGUACAAGUUGUGACAUGAAGGUGUCGUUUAACAAGUUUAAAAACCUAAUUCCCUUUGCUGAGGUACUAGUCCCUCUGUCCCAAUUUAUGUCCGGGUAAUUAAAAUCUCCAAUAAUUAAAGUGUUACCCAGAUUUGCAGCUUUCUCAAUUUGCUCAAACAGCUGUUGUUCCUUGUCAAUAUUAACAUUAGGUGGUUUAUAACAUAUCCCAACCAAUAGUUGGUUUCCCUUCUUUUCCCCCAAGCUGAUAUUUACCCAUAAAGCUUCCACAUUAUCCUCCUCGCAUUACAUUUGGUUAACAUUUGGCUUUAAAUCAUGGUUGACAUACAAACAUACCCCACCACCCUUCUUGUUUUUCUUAUCCUUCCUAAAUAACAUGUACCCAUUUAAGUUAGCUGCCCAGUCAUGUGUCUCAUCUCCUUAUACGGCUUUGUGCCCUUAACACAAAUAUAUAUUCCUCCUGCUCUCUUGCACUGCAUCAUAUGCAUUGUGGUUGCUAUGGUUAUUCCUUUAGCCGGCAUUUCUUGUGCUGGCUAGAAUAAUAUAGUAACGGUGUGACACUGUCAUGCUGACAAUGAAACCAGCAUGUAGACCUCAGACAGUAUGCAGGCUGCUUUGGAAGUGUUUUUUUUUUUUUUUUCAAUAGAAUAAAUGCAAUGAAACUGAAGACAUCAGGAGGUGAGAUGAGUUAGUAUUUUAAAAUAUUCAACUGCAUAUAUAAAUUAUCUCUAAAUUACAAAAUCUUGGGGGCAUUUCUGUUAAAGUGUACCUUUAAUGACAUGUUCAUUUAAAGUGAGCGUGGAAACAAAGAACAAGAAUUUUCAUCUAAACAAACUGCUUUUAUUUUUUACUGUAAGCUUUUGUGCUCAACCAACAAAUUUUCUUCAUAUAGAGAGGUGAGAGUUCUAUUAAUUAUUUCUAUGGUAAGAGUAGUUUAUUUCUGUCCAAGUUUGUUAAAGUUUUAAGGCUUUUCGUUGAGAAUAUGCAGAUUGUACAGUUUAAAACAGUCAAUAUAGAUAUUAUUAAUAACUAGUUCAAAAAGAAAUGUGAUUACUUAUUCUGAAUCAAGAAUAUCUUUGUUGGCAUUUACUAAACAAUGAAAUGUGGUAAAGCGAAAAUGUGCAAGUUUUAGAUUUAAAAAAAAAGAAAACAUAUUUGAGUUUUACAACUCAGAUUCACAAUUAAGAUAUUUUGGCCUGAAUUUUGUUACAUAGUAAUAUAGGUUGAAAAGAAAGACUCCAGUCCAUCAAGAUUAACCUUUAAAACCCAUCUUGCUAUACUUUUGAGUAUACUUUUGAGAAUAAAAGAAUCCCAAAAAUUCAAGUUGAAGAAAUGUGAUUUAGUUUUUAAUCCACAUGUUUACCAAUUUUGUCUUCAGUUUAAUAUUCAGCAUAAUUUAUGUCUUCAGCUUGUUUUUGUUUAAUGAAUUUAUGUAUUUUCUUCACAUAUUUUCUAGGUAAUUCCUCAUGGAAAUGUAAAAAUUUCACUGACUUAUAAAUUUAUGAUACAUGAAGAUUAUUUAAAUGUUCGUAACAACAAUGUUCUGGAAAUCGAAUAUGAAUGGGCUUUGAAAAAGUGGUCUCAUUGUUCAAAGCCGUGUGGAGGAGGUAAUCAAGCAGUAAAAAAAAAUAUGUUUAUUUAAAAAAAAUAUGAAUGUUAAAGAAAUGGGAUAAUUGUUUCAUAUCAACUAAGUUGUUACCUUAAUAUGUAUAGAAAGUUUACGAAAUUAAAGGUACACUACAGGCACUAAAACAAUAUUGGCUUAAUAAAACAGUUUUGGUGUAUAGGUCAUGCCCCUGCAGUCUUACUGCUCAAUUCUCUGCCAUUUAGGAGUUAAAUUAUUUUAUUUAUAAAGCCCUAGUUACAACUCUCUGCAUGUGACUUCCUAAACACUUCAAAGAAAGUUUUGUGUAAUAUGUGGAGUGCUGUUUUAGAAAAAGCAGUAGAAAACAAAUAUAUUUAUACUGUCCACAUCUGUGUCUUUUUCUUUAAAUUUUAUCUCCUUUAUAAUUGCUGUACCUUCUUCCACAGUGCUCAUCCUCAUCUGUUAUAUGGUAUUGAUGCCUAAUUUAUCAUUUUAUGAUUAUAUGUUGAUUAUAUAUUUUGUAAUCUAUUUUCCCUGGUUAAAGGAGGUUACCAGUAACUUUUUUUAAUACUAUAGAGAAUAUGCAGAGCAACUGUUCUUCUUCGUAUUAAUCUAACAAUUCUUUUAUUUUUAAUCUGUUUUAUUAAGGAAUAAAGAGCUAACACAGAAGCAAAAGCAUUAGUUUUAAAAAAAGGAAGUAAAAAUAGUAUAAUACAAUAUGGAAAGAGAAAAUAGAAGAUCUAGACAGAUAAAUAGGGCUAACGGUGUCAUUAUAAAAUCUCAACUAAUUAUUCAUAUAACAAACUGUUCAACAAAUGGAAAAUAAAAAGCGACAUGAAAAUCAGACAGUCAAAAAUUUUCAGUGAAGACCAUUAAAAAUGAACUGGGUCAGGAGCGUGAUGCACGCUCUAUGAGGAGGGGUGUAAUGGAGGAGGCGGAGUGGAAUUAUCCUGGUGUAGUGAGCGAUUGGACAAGCUCGGCAAGAUAGCAAGCAGGAGAUAGAACGCCAAAGUGAUGCUAUUAACUGUGUGUGGUGUUUGCAAGGAAGGGGCUGAAGGAAGUAACGGUGGUACCAGAUAAUAUAAUAUUUGAAGCCCCCACUUGUACUUUGACUGACGAGUAACACCAGGGAGGACCUGAGGUCUGAAUGAGACAACUGUCCCUAAAAUUGAGGGACGAGGCAUGCAGUUAACUGUAAGUUGAUAUUUAGACAUAAAGGUUCCUAAAGAUUAAAGAACUGAGAUAUCUGAGAGCUUGCUCAACUUGCUGCCUAAACAAAUUUAAUUUAGUCUCAAAUAAUUGAUAUAAAAAUUGGUCCAGAGUUUAACUACUCAAGAAGAAAAAAAAAAUUGUUACUCUUUCUCACUGAUUAUUAUCUGUACAUUUGCUGUUUCUUAAGGCUCUGGACAGGCUGCCUAAAGCAAUGUUCUGUUUAAAACCUAAGUGAGGAUUCUACCUUUGGAACCCUACUAGCAAAAGCAGGUGAAUCGUAAUUUUAUGUAUGGACUUGAUUAAAACCCGAAGCAUUGGCAAAGCUCUGAACAACAAUGGCUAAUAAAACAAAUACAAGAAUAUGAAGUUUCAACUGAAAAAGAUAAAAAGGAACAAAAACAAGAUAAAAGUAUUUCAACAAGGGUGCAGAUGGUCGCAUCUCUAGCGAGCUCCUCCCUUAGCUUUAUCAAACCCUCUUUGAUCUUUAUGGCUUGAACAGAGAUAUUCCCCGGUGAGAUCUCUACUCACUGAACUACAUGGCACACUGGGAGAAAGUCUGUUGGCUCACUGGGGGCUCACACUCCACUGAACACAUUCGGUCAGCAGCAUGCUGAGCGGGAGAAGUGGCUGCUCUCCCGAUUUUGUAACUAAACAGACACAGCCAACGUGGAGCACAUGCCCUGUUAUCCCCCUCCCUCCUUGGACCAGUGGGAGUGAUCUGGGUCCACCCCAGGAGAGCGCCCAGAUCCUGUUGAGGUGUGGAGAGGCAAUCUACACACAGAUGGAGUCCACCGUGAUGCACCAAACAUGGCAGAAGCCACUUGCAUGCCUAUCUCUAACAAUGAACGCCUACUCUCAGCAUUAAGCUGGACAGGCUCUUUGCUGAUUUCUGGCAGAAACUGGAAGGUCGGACGCGCCAAAAUGCUGAGCUACAGAAUACCGGCCUCCCACAACUAAAGCCAGCAUGUCUUAUGCAGCGGCAGUCAUCAAGACCCCCGAUGCAAAGGACAGAGAAAUGGUGGCAAAGCAGGCAGAGAAGACCACCCAAGCGCACAGCACCUCAGUGACAUGCACCAUGGCACACCACAUUUGGGACCCAAGGAAAGCCAGAAGUAUUCUCUGAUGCUCAGUCACAGGAUAUGAAAUGUUCCACCAACUCCCAUACUGGAUUGAAUGCUUGAAGAAUCCCCUACGGUGCUGGUCAGUGCUCUACCCCUGGAUGGCAUCAGAUGAAUGGGGACUGGACAAUCUCUAUCCUUAAAAAAUACAACAUAAAAUUUAGAUGGGGCUUCCCACUCAAGAUGAUGAUUACUUAUGAGGGCCAUGUUGAGUCAUUUGAAACAAAUGCAAAGGUGAAAGAAAGGCCAAACAUUUUAAAUUUAGUUUGAAAACAAAUGAGUCAGAAAAAUAGGGAUGAGAGAGGGGAGGAGGGGGAGGGAUGUGAGGAGUUUUGGGGAGGGAGGAAGAUUAAGGAAAGUAAAAGAAAAUGAAAAAUUAAAGGAAGCACAUUUUUUUUUUGUCAAUUUGACACCAUCUAUUACUUACACUUUAAAGGUGAUGGGAAAAGGAAAAUAUUGUAAAAGUAAUUAAUGAAGGAAUACACAGUUUAAAAUAAAUCAGAAAAAUCUUCUCUUAUGAUCACCAUAGUAAUUUAAUUUAUAAAAAUAUUUAAAGUAAGAGAAGUCAAAAAGAAUAAUCACUUAUAGUAUUUUUAUGUUAUUUUUACGUAUAUUUUAUUUCUUUCACAAAAUUCUUGGUAUACAUCACACUGUUUAAAGAGUAGACACAGUAAAAAGUCAUAAAGUAAAUAAAAAGAAUGAGGGACACUUCUGCCUUAGUCUGACAAAUUAAGUAAAUUGUUUAAAUUUCACGCAAAUUUAGAUUUGUUAUAUUUGACACUAAAUUCAUAAUUGGUUUAAAGUAAAGGGGGAAAGAAAAGAAAGCAUAAGAAAUUAAUUAAGAGAGAUACUGUUCAAAACAAAUAAGAAAAUCUUCUUUCAUGAUCAUUAUGGUAGUUCAAAUGAUAAGAAUAUCUAAAGUAAGAGAAGUCGAAUAAAAUAAUUAUUUACAGACUUUUUUUUUUCCUCUCUCUCCCUCUCCCCGAUGGAUAUCACCCCAAAUUUUCCUUCUUUUUUGCUUGUUUUAUCCAAGGUUAGAUAAUAAUUCUAAAAUUUCAUAAUUAUAUCCACUUCCACCAGUUCACCCCACUUUGUGUGGUUUUACUACACAGUUUCCGAGUAGCUCUAUGAGCUAUAGGGAAAAUUAUGGAACAAAGUUCCUAAAAUAGUAUGUGUUAUAUGUGAAUGGAGAUCAAGACGCUAGAUCUUCAUUGUCCAUUAGAUGAUGUUAUAUUUGUUUUUUUGUUAUUAGACCAGGAGCUCAAGUAUUUGGAAAAAAAAAUAUCUUAUUAUAUGUUUAGAUGAAUGUCAAUAAAUGCACAGGGUUUAAAUACUCUUGCAAUAAGAUGCAUGAUAUGUAACUAAUUUAACAUUAAAAAAAUAAUCAAUUAGGUUUCUUACAAGAAACUCACUGGAAACAAACAGAACCCCAAAAAUGGGAAGGAAAAAAAGUUUCCAAGUUUCCAACUAAGCAUCAUUAGAAAAAAAUAAGAAAAGAGGAGUAGCAAUUUCUCACGUGAACAAAAAGUAGGCUAAUGUAUCAAGAUGUCGAUCAAGAAUCUAGGCAUCUGUCGAUCGCGCCCUGCAAUUUUGCUCAGAGCACUCUGAUUGGUUGGUUUAAGCCAAUCAAUAAGAGUGCUCUGAUAGGUCAUUCUUGAGCUUUGAAAGUAACCAAUUAGGUAGGUUUUUUUUUGCGCUCUAUUUUUUAAAAUGUAUUUUACAAUUAUGGAUUUUAAUUUGGCCUUUUUUGGGGCUGAAAAAAGGUUUAAGAAAAAAGAAGACAACUAAUGGUAAGUUUGAUUUAUUUAUUUUUAUUUACAGGUAUUUUGCUUUUUAUUCCCCCCUCACUAGUUUUAGAGUGAGGAGGGUAGGAAGGAAUACUAAGUAACCGUGGGAAUUAGGGAGCUAUCUACUUGGUGGUACGAAUAGGAUCAGUUUCAUUCAUUCAACAAAAGCCCUGAAUUUCAUCCUAAGAAGCUGUUCUCAUUCUGUUAGGAUGAAAUUUAGUAGUUUCGCCGGCUUUCAAACACCGAAUGAAGCAGCAGGAGGAAGCUGAGAAUUGUGGGAAAAUUGCUUUGACCACAGGAAACAGACCGUACUUUGCUCCUCCCCUGGAUUAAUGCUGGGAAAGUGUAGGAAAAAUACAUUAGAUAAAAUAGUCCCUACUUUGUCUUAUGUUUUAAAGAAAACUAGAGCAGAUAGGAAGAAAUGAACAGAUCCUGAAAGAGGGAGAAAAGAGGACUCGAUUGAGGAAAGGUAAGUACGGCAUGACAGUGCCGCUUUAAGAAACAAAAAAAACAUGGUUGGAAAAAAUAUAUUCAUAAAAUAAACAAAUUCACUGAAAUUUCCUGUGCAAUACUACACAAGUUUUAAAGUCUUAGUUAUAUAAAAAAAGCUAAAAUCAUAUUAAAAAGAUGCUCCUGGUCUGAAUGGUCCUAAUUGUUUGUAAUGUCAAUAUGUCUAAUCAUGAUAUUCUAAUUUGUGCUCUUUGAUCUCUAUAUAAUAGGAUGUUUAAUUGAAUAAGCCAAAUAUGAACCAAUGAAUGUACUAUUUUAUGUACUAAAACAUUUUGUUUAUGAGCAAAAAUUUAUUUAAAAAGUUUGAGCUAAAUGAGCAGAGAUAGCAUCUUUUCUGCAGCCUGGUCCACCUUCGCUGAUAUCCAAUCAAAUGUAGACUUUGUGCGUGUGAGGCAAUCGCCACAAUGCUGCAGUGAAAUACUUCUCAUAGAAGAAAUUAAUCCAGUGCUUCUCUAUAAGAGACAUUGAUGCAUUGUUUCACACCCUCAUUCAAUGCAUGAGGAUGUUGAACUUCAAUAAGAGAAUCCUACUUGGUUCUCAUUGUAAAAAAAAAAGAACAAUCUAAUAACCUUCUAGCCCAUAAUUAUUAUUAUAUAAACAAAAGUUAACAUACUAGUAUUUCUGCACCACAAAAAAAAUUAAAUAAAAGGAAAAGGGAACUACAAUCUUUACGGGACAUUAAACAGAGCUAGUUAAACCAUUAAACAAUUAAAUCGAGCUAGUCCAUGGUUUUGUUAUCCAUUAACAUUAAUAGUAGUCUUCCUGUAUUGUUUGUUAAUGCUUAAAAUAAUAGCCAAGUUUGGCAAAAGUGCAAUGCAGAUUUAUAAUUAAAAGCGUAAAGACAUAAAAGUAAAAAAAGUACUAUUUCUUAAAUGUAGGAUCAGUAUAGUUAAAAAAAAACAAUUCAUUGUUUCUGUUCUACUUGGACUCAUUUAGUUUUAAUAGUAUUUAUGUUAUUUUUGAUACUCAGAAAUAAUACGGUUUAAACAUUAUUUUUCAAAGGUCAUCAGUUUACAAAAUAUGGCUGUAGAAGAAAAUCUGAUCAUAAAAUGGUGCAUAAGAGUUUAUGUGAAUCUAUCCCGAAAUUAAAACCGAUUCGCAGAGUAUGCAAUCUUCAGGAGUGCUCCCAACCGAUGUAAGUUUUAAGUAAUGGUUUCUUCAUUUUGUACAUAAUAUUCUACUUUCAUAUGUCGUGCUUACAAAAUAUGUUUGUAGAAGAAAAUCUGAUCAUAAAAUGAUGCAUUCAAAGUUUGUGAAUCUAUCCCAAAUUUAAAACCGAUUUGCAGAGUAUGCAAUCUUCCCAACCAAUGUAAGUUUUAAGUUAUGGUUUGUUCAUUUUGUACAUAAUAUGCUACUUUUAUAUUUUUGUGCUUGCAAAUAUUUAAUAACAAGAGAGGGCUGGCAACUUCUGGCCCGGUGUCAAGUACAAAUAAAUAAGCAUAAAACUCCCAGAUAUGUAUGUGCAUGAUCGUUCCUUCAAGGCACGUACAAUUAAAUAAUUUUGAUAGAUGGAGUCUUCUGGAGUUGUGCUGUGUGACAUUGUAUAUCCCUGCACUCUCAUCAGCAUAACUUCCGCAGUGUGCGGAAGCUUUCACAGACAUCUGUGCUCAUGAUUAAGACGUCUGUUGAGUUUAGUAAUAAUUUCACUGGUGUUAAAAUAUUUUGUGAAUCCAUAUGUCCAAAGCAUAGCAGUUACCCCCCCCAAAACAGGCUUCUUACAUCUAUAGUAAUAUACCAUAAAUAGCUAACGAGAGAGUUUAUGUGAAUCAUUGUAAUUCUACUGCAGUAAACUUUUACUUUUUUUUAAAGGUGGAGAGUAGACGCUGCUUAGUUUUGCCAACUAGUAAAUAGCGUUUUGGUGUAAUUUUCCAGCAAUGCCAAAAAAUUUAAGCAACAGGCCUUAGUUAAUUAACCUGAUAAUUUCACAUCAGUAUUUGUGCCAUUGCAGGUGUGUAUUUAUGAAUUGAAAGUGUUUCUGGUUCUGAAUGCAUUCCUUUUGUUACUUACUGACCUUUUUUAUCACCAUUUUUCUUUCCAUUUAUUUAUCCCACUCACACCAUUGUGUCUCUUCUUACCAUCAUGCUUCUCCUUGUCUCUCUUCCACUUGCCAUGUCAGCCCAUUUGUUACUGUCCCAUUUCCCUAAGUGUGUCUCCUCCAUCUCUCCCACUUGUGUUAAUUUAUCUCCCACAUGCAUCUCCCUCAUUAAUCUCACUUGUGUAUAUCCCUUACUUAACCCCACAUAAAUCUUCUCUAUUUGUCUCACUUGUUCCUCUUACCCAUCUCCUCUCAAUGUUUCUCUUCUAUUACCGUCUAUAGUGUCUCUGCCCUAUCCAAAGCGGAAUAUUUCACCCGUCAACCCCAUUAGAGUAUGUCUUCCUACUGCCUUUCUGCUAUUCCACAUUUUGCUCCAUCUCACCCUCCUCCAACUCCUGUGAAUAAACAUUUCACCCCAAGUGUUUUUAUCUUUCUUGUCUAGUUCCAUGUCAGUUAGGACCCCCACUUUGUAUCAGGACAGAGCAGCAUGCCACUGACAAUGAUCAUGGUGUCCCUGCCCAGCUCUUUCACAUCUGGAUCCAGCACUGUGUGUGAUUUAACAACAUAUCCAUCUGUGCUAGCAUACUAAAAAAUAAAUCUAACAGAUGGAACACCGUUACUGUCAGGUCUUUUAAUAUAAAGGGCUGUGAUUGGUUGCAUGAUAGCAGCUAUCGCUACCUAGAUAUUAGAUAAAAUAAUGUCAGUUUGCAUGCUGUCCCUUCGAUAGCCCUCUACAGUAGGUCCCUGUGCUGUACUCAAAUCCAAGUUGCCGUCCUCAAAGUCCCCCUGAUACACAACUGGAUAUUUGCACACUGGGGGCAGCCAGCUGGGGCUUUGGAAUGCUCCUUUCACAGUCUCUUAGUGUGCUAGUCUGUGCACUGGCACUAGUAAUGCCAGGUGAAAAUUCCUAAUAACUUCCUCCUCCUUCCUUUUCCACCAUGCUAGAACCCUAAAUCUAUAUUCCCUCAAAACAAGGCCUUUUAGCAGCACUCCUUCUUAUUAAGCUCCUUUCGUUUCACCUCAAUCAACACGCAUCCUCUUUCCUUAUGUUUCACUUACUUUUUCCUCUUCAUGGUGCCUCAUAAAAAUCCAAAUGUACCAUCUCACAGUGCCUUUUCUUUGUACAGAGAUUUGCACAGGACUUAGUAAGGCAGGGCCGAUGCAAGAGUUUCUGCCGCACUAGGCGAUGAUCCAUUUUGCCACCCCCUCAUGAAAGCAAAUACAAUCUCACAGAGGUUUAUUCACUAAACUCUGAAUUGCAGUGAGUUGAAAACCAAAUUGCAAAGUUUAAGCAAAAACAGUUGAACUGUGACUGUAGACAAAUUGGAGAAUUCUUCUAGAUCAGCAAUUUUGGCCUAAUUUUCGCAAUAUGGUAUCCAGUUAGGUCUGCCUAAUACACACAUACUGCUUAAUGCGUACAUACAUUUUUAUUAUUAUUAUGAUAUUUAUAUAGCGCCAUCAAAUUCCGCAGCGCUUUACAAUGGGUGGAUGAACAGACAUGUAGUUGUAACCAGACAAGUUGGACACACAGAAACAGAGGGGUUAAGGGCCUUGCUCAAUGAGCUUACAUGCCAGAGGGAGUGGGGUAAAAUGACACAAAAAGGUAAGACUAGUGACAGUUGCAGAAGAGGAAUCAGUCAGGCACUAUUAACAGUUUAAUUGAUACGCUUUUAGGAAGAAGUGGGUUUUUAACGAUUUUUUGAAGGAGUGGAGACUGGGUAAGCAUCUAACGGAGGAGGGAAGCGAGUUCCACAGGAACGGUGCCGCCCUCAAGAAAUCUUGAAGGUGAGCACCAGAGGUGGGAGUACGGACAGAAGAUAGACGUAAGUCUUCAGCAGAUUGUAAGGGCCUAGACGGGACAUACUUGUGUAUAAGGGAGGAUAGAUAGGUGGGAGCAGCAUUAUGUAGCGAUUUUAAAUUGAGUUCUAUAUUUUAUAGAAAGCCAAUGUGGGGACUGACAGAAGGGUGAGGCAUGGGAGGUGCGGGUGGACAGGAAGAUGAGCCUCGCUGCCGCAUUCAUUAUGGACUGUAACGGCGCAAGUUGGGAGCACGUAAGACCACUGACAAGCGCAUUACAGUAGUCAAGGCGAGAGAGGACAGUGGAAUGGACCAACACCUUAGUCGCAUCUGGGGUUAAGUAGGGGCGGAUGCGCGCAAUGUUUUUGAGACGGAAAUGACAGGAUUUGGCGAUAGAUUGAACAUGAGGCUUGAAGGAAAGGUCAGAGUCAUAGAGAACACUUAGGCAGCGAGCCUGUGUGGUGGAGCUGAUAGUAGCACCGUUGACUUGGAGGGAGACAGACACAGGAUUAACAACACUUGAGGGAGGAAAGACCAGAAUUUCAGUUUUGGUCAAGUUUAGUUUAAGGAAGUGGGCAGCCAUCCAGUUAGAAAUAGGAGAGAGGCAGUCAGAGACACUAGUCAAGAGGGACAGCGAGAGAUCAGGAGAGGACAGGUAGAUUUGCAUGUCAUCUGCAUAGAAAUGAUAUCGGAAGCCAAAGGAGCUAAUGAGUUUACCAAGGGAGGCAGUGUAGGUGGAGAACAGUAGGGGACCAAGGACUGAACCUUGGGGGACACCAACAGAGAGGAGUUGGGGAGAAGAAGCAGAGCCAGAGAAAGAAACACUGAAAGAGCGCUGGGAGAAGUAGGAGGAGCACCAGGAGAGAGCAAUAUCUUGUAGACCGAUAUUGCAGAGGAUGAGAAGAAUCUGUUGAUGAUCAACAGUGUCAAAAGCCGCAGACAGGUCAAGGAGAAUUAGGAUAGAGUAGUGACCAUGAGAUUUUGCAGCGAGUAGAUCAUUGGAUACUUUGGUCAGUGCCGUUUCCACAGAGUGCUUAGUGCGGAAACCAGACUGAAGCGGGUCUAGCAGAGAGUUGGACUCGAAGUCUGUCAAUCUCGCAUACACAAUUCUUUCAAGGAUCUUAGAUGCAAAAGGCAGUAGCGAGAUAGGACGAUAGUUGGAUGGGGAGUUAAGGUCAAGAUUGGGCUUCUUUAGAAUUGGGGUUACAGUUGCAUGUUUGAAGGGCGAUGGAAAUAUACCAGAAGAGAGGGAGAGAUUGAGAAUUUUAGUGAGAGGUGGAGAAAGAGAAGAAGACAGAGUACGGAUGCAAGGGAAUUGGAUCUAGGGAGCAGGUGGUGGGGCGGGAGGACUGGAGCAGAGCAGAAACCUCUUCCAAUGUAGCGUGUGCGAAUGAACAUAGAACAGCAGAGGGAGUGAAGUUAGGGGAAGUAUUGUAAGGGGAAGAAGAAAGAUGAGAUCUAUUCUCUGAUUAUUGAGAUCUUGUCAGUGAAGUGAGUUGCAAAGUCUGAGGCUGUCAAGUUAGUAGGUGGAGGAGAAACAGCAGGGCGAAGAAGAGUGUUAAAUGUGCAAAAUAGUUGUUUGGGUUCACGGGAGAGUGUGGUUAUGAGGGUAUUGAAAUAAUUUACUUUUGCAGAGGAAAGAGCCAAGCUGUAUGAGCUCAGCAUAAAUUUAUAGUGGAGAAAGUCAGAUGCACAGUGAGACUUUCUCCAACAGCGUUCAGCAGUUCUGGAGCAUUUUUGGAGGUAUCGAGUGAGCUUGGUGUGCCAGGGUUGUUGUUGGGGGUGCCUGCGGCGUUUAAAUGUACAAGGUGCCAUUAUGUCUAGUUGAGAGGAGAGGAUGGAAUUGUAGAAGGAGGUUGCAGAACUAGGACAGGUGAGGUUUGAGAUAGGUAAAAGGAGAGUUUGAAGAUUAGUGGAGAAAUGCUCUAGGUCAAGACAUUGGAGGUUUCUGUGAGAGUGAUGUUAAGACGGUGGUGUCAAUUGGGUCUUAGGUAUGCCAAUGUCAAAAUCAGCAGAUGGUGGUCAGAUAGAGGAAAAGGAAUAUUGGAGAGAUUAGAGGCAGUACAGAAGUUGGUGAAGGCAAGAUCAAGAGUGUUUCCCGCUGUAUGGGUUGCUAAAUUGGACCAUUGCGUAAGGCCAAAGGAGGAGGUUACAGAGAGCAGACGAGAGGCAUCAGUGCAAUUGGGGUUGUUGAUUGGGAUAUUGAAAUCCCCAAGUAUAAGGAAAGGAGUGCUAUAUGAGAGGAAGUGGGGAAGCCAGGAAGAAAAGUGCUCAAUGAAUAACUGGGGGGGAGGUGGGGUGGUAGAUGAUAGCAAUUAUUAAAGGAGUGGGUUUAACCCCUUAAGGACACAUGACAUGUCAUGAUUCCCUUUUAUUCCAGAAGUUUGGUCCUUAAGGGGUUAAAUAGGCGGACAGUGUGAAACACUGAACUAGGGAACACCUAUGACAGUGAUCUGUAGUGUUUAUUGGCUCUUAGAGAGUUCCUUUAAUUUGUAUUGAUAUACAUGCGGUAACUCCUGGUGUUAGUGGCUCCCACAGAAAAUAAUGUGAGCUGUUAGCCACCACUUUCAGCAGUGGCUACUGGUAACUCCCUGUCGCUACUUUUUUUGCAAAUUUUGCAGACAGGAAACAGUUGCUACUCCCUAACAUGCAUAAUAGGGAAUGAGUAACAGCUGGACACUAAAAAGUAAUGACAACGUUGUAAGCGAACAUUACAAUGAAUUUGUCACUUUUCAGUUUUCCAUAAAAAUUCAUAAUUGUGAAUAAUGAAAUACUGAUUAAGACUGUGUUGGGAUUUCACUGAAAUUACAAUGCAAUCCAAAGAUACCAUAAAACAAAGUAGGGACUACUUUGUCAUAAGUACAGCCUGAGGUAGACAAAAGAAGCUGCUCUGUAGACUUUCUUCCCUUUCCAGCAGCCAUGACAAAUGACGGCUAUGGGAUUCAGACAUUGUCUAUGGAUCCGUUGGAUACUCUGUAGACUGGGGCAAGACUAUGGCACUGUCGUGGCUCCUGGCAGCUGAAAAGACAGGAGCAGAAGAGAUCUGAAGCGUUACGAUAGCGGUGACUGGAAGGGACAGUCAUAGGUAAGUAAAACACACAUCCCCUGCACCCCAUGGCAACUGAUCUCUCAGUUUCAGAGGUCUUUGCGAAAUAUGCAUUUACCCACUUCCCACCCAAAAUUGACAGACCAGCUUUAAAGGACCACUCUAGGCACCCAGACCACUUCAGCUUAAUGAAGUGGUCUGGGUGCCAUGUCCAGCUAGGGUUAACCCAUUUUUUACUAAACAUAGCAGUUUCAGAGAAACUGCUAUGUUUAUUAAUAGGUUAAGCCUUCCCCCAAAGCCUCUAGUGGCUGUCUCAUUGACAGCCACUAGAGGCGCUUGCGUGCUUCUCACUGUGAUUUUCACAGUAAGAGCACACCAGCAUCCAUAGGAAAGCAUUGUAAACCGGCUGAAUGCGCACGCAGCUCUUGCCGCGCGUGCGCAUUCAGCCGACGGAGCGGAACAGAGGAGGAGAGAAGGAGGAGAGCUCUCCGCCCAGCGCUGGAAAAAGGUAAGUUUAAACCCUUUUCCCCUUUCCAGAGCCGGGCGGGAGGGGGACCCUGAGGUGGGGGCACCCUCAGGGCACUAUAGUGCCAGGAAAACGAGUAUGUUUUCCUGGCACUAUACUGGUCUUUUAAAGUGGGCUAAAUUAUACAAUUUGGUUUUCAGUUCACUAUAAUUUGGUUUUAGUCAAACUCCAAAGUGUUAUAUAUGUAUUCCUAUUGUAUCAAAUGCAAUAUUGGGGGAGUCAGAGGUCACAUACCUAUAUCUGUGGCGAGUUGCUGUGUGCAAAUUAUGAUGUGUUUUUUUGUGCCUUUUUAGUUCCGAAAAAAAAAUAGUUUGAACCUGCUUGUGGUGUCAUGUCAAGUUAUAUACAAAUUUAUUCAAGAGGCAUCAAUCAAAUAUGUGCUUUGAAAGCCAUUUUGUAUUGGUCAAAAAUGUUUUUAAAGGGUUCCUCCAAACCUUUUUUUUUACUUUUAUUUUGGUGUAAAUUACUUUUUUCUUAAAAAUCUGUAAAAUAAGCUUAAAAAAUCACUGAAAUCUAGCACCGGACUACGUUACAUAGUUACAUAGCUGAAAAUAGACUUGCAUCCAUGAAGUUCAGCCUUCCUCACAUCUGUUUUUGCUGUUGAUCCAAAAGAAGGCAAAAAACCCAGUCUGAAGUGCUUCCAAUUUUGCAACAAACUAAGAAAACAUUCCUUCUUGACCCCAAAAAAGCAGUCCGAUGUCUCCUUGGAUCAAGCAGCUAUUACCCCACUAAUUAGAAAUAAUAUCCCUGUAUGUUAUGUUUUUGCAAGUAUUUAUUCAAUUGCAGUUUAAACAUCUGUAUAGACUCUGACAAAACCACCUCUUCAGGCAAUGAAUUCCAUAUCCUUAUUGCUCUUACUGUAAAAAAAGCUUUUCUUUGCCUUAGAUAAAAUCUCCUUUUCUCCAGCCUAUAUGCAUGACCUUGUGUCCUAUGUAUAGCCCUGCUUAUGAAUAUGUAUCCAGAUAAUAGUUUGUACUGGCCCCAAAUAUAUUAGUAUAAUGUUAUCAUAUCCCCUCUGAGGUGCUGUUUUUCCAAACUAAAGAGAUUAAAAAUUUUUAACCUUUCUUCAUAACUGAAAUGCUCCAUUCCUUUUAUCAAUUUUUUAACCAAUCUUCUCCAUGUCAUGUCCAUUGUCAAUCAAGUCCUUCUCAUAGAGUGGCAUUUGAUUGGAACAAUCUCACAGGUUACAGAUUCAGAGUGCAUGCCUGAAUUGGAGGAGGCGGGAUUUGGGGUGGACUAAAGAGGUGGUCAAAGGGAGUGGACAAAAUAAAUAGAUGAUUGACAGAGCAUGUAGGGAGCAACAGACAGCUGGGAUGGAUUAAAUGAGUAGGUGAGGAAGUGAAAGAGGGGAUGAAUUUUCAUGUAUAAGGGGAGUGGACUACGAAAAGACAAUUGAAAUAUCAUUUAGUGGGUUGGGGAGGGUUGGGAGGACUUGCAUGAAGGAGGGACGAGACAUCUUUUGCAAUCGACGUUUAGUUGGACUUGGUGCACGCAAGCCUUGUGAACACAGUCUUAUAGGCUUUCACUAGCAGGCAUGCUCACAUGACUGCCUAAAUGGGAAGAAGAUGAUUUAUGCCCAUCACAAAGAGUGCACUGCAUGUUGAACACAGACAUAUUUUAUGCACUGACACUUACAUUAGGCAAUUCAGAAUAGAGUACUGUGCUGCCUAAGUCACAUGUACUGAGUGUGUAACUACACCCUGGAACAAAUAUACAAAUAUAUGCAUUAUGUCAAACAGAAGUGCUUCACAUACAGGUUGCCUGCACCACGAUCAUUUCUUAAAGCAGAAGUGGUCAUGGAGGUUGGAGUAACCCUUUCAUUGCAUCUUUAGUGUAGUCAUGCAAUAAAAAUAGUUGUAAUUAAUGGUUAUGGUGAUCUCAGAUAUAGAGCUAACCUUUACAUGAUUUGGUGGCCAUAUUUCUUUAUGUAACCAAUUUUUAACUAUUCAAAGAUCUGCUGUGCCACAACCAGUUCUAUUACAAAUAUGAUAUUUGGUGCAAGUUGUGACCUAUAUUCCAUUACUGUUAAAUGCCAAUCAAAAAUGUCCUGUCCCACUCUCAGACACUAUUUAACAAAAAUAACAGUUUGGCUGAAAUAUAUUUACCCACUCUUUUUGGGAAGUGACUGACUGCAGCAAUCUGCAACCUCCUUCCAUAAGACUUGAAGCCCUUGGUUCAACUAUAUCAUCAUGUAGGAUGUGUUUUUAAGGGUAUUAAUCCCCAUACCUUUCAUAUGCCCCCCUUUUUUUUGGUUGUAUAAUUUGGAUGCACAUUGUAUUGCAAGACAAGUUCUUGUCUUCAACAAAUCUGUUUCACUACUCCCACAAUUAAAAAAGAACUUGGUCACCCGUAUUAAUAUUGUUGGUUAUUGAUUUUACUCCUGUUUUAUCGUGUACCAACUGUCUCUGCUCAUAUGUUUUUCCCUUGUAACAUUACUUUGUCUCUUAAUUAAAUAAUUAAAUGGAACAUGUGAGAAAGAAUGAAGAGCUAUGUAUUCAGCAAUGGCUCACUUUUCAUUGUAAUGUGUUGGCUUACCAAGCCAACAAAAUACAGUGUAUAUUCAAGCAUGCCUGACCCCCCAAGAGUUGCCUGAUGAUAUAAAAGUGCUUCAUUCUUUUUGUAGUCAACACUUUUUUAAAGAAAGGAAGAAUGGACACUGUUAUCCCUUACAGUUCUUCAGCAAGUAAUUUAGGGGAUGGAAGUGUUUCUUUAACCCCUUAAGGACACAUGACAUGUGUGACAUGUCAUGAUUCCCUUCUAUUCCAGAAGUUUGGUCCUUAAGGGGUUAAAGGAGCACUCCAAUCACCACAACCACUACAACCUGCUGUAGUGGCUAGGGUGCCAGGAGUACCCUGAAGCCAUCCAAGUGUGAUUUGGCAAAACGUUUUAGUACAGUUCAAUAACUUAUCUCGUCCUUUUUGAAGGCCCGCAGCCUGUUGGGGUUCUCCGGUUAUCCACUUAGCUUUUCAGAAUUAAGCUGGGCCAUGCAGGACUGCAUUUAUUGCCCGGGGCCAUGCAGAACUGCAUUUAUUGCCUGAAGGUGUCAGCAGAGCGUUCUUAAUCAACAAGCUUGGUCCUUUAGCGGCUGUACAUAGCUGAAUAGUUAUCCAACUUCUCCUGCAGGCAAAUGCAUUUUGGGUACUGUGGUACAUUGUCAAACCAUUCUAAAAUGGGCAUUUAUGGCACCAUGACCAUUACAGUGGGAUCUAGGGGUUAUGGUGCUUGAAAUGUUCAUUCAAGUAAAUAAUUGAAUUCAGUAGUAUCCAGCAUAGAGGAAGCUUAGACAUGUUACAUGAACAUUUACCAGCUAAAUAGUAGCAUUGUAUAAGCAAAACAUUAAUCUACACAAUAAAAAUGUUCUUUCUAUAACUAUAAUUUAUUAUUUUCUAUUCAAUGUAAUAUUUUUUUCUAGGCACUGACACUGAUAGUUAAUAUUUUUUUCUUUCAUCAAACAGAUGGGUUACAGGAGAAUGGGAGCCUUGCUCUGUGACAUGUGGAAAAUCAGGGUAUCAGAGUCGUACAGUGAGGUGUAUUCAGCCCCUAAGUGACAAUACAAAUCGAUCAGUUCAUAGCAAGUACUGCAAUGAAAACCGUCCUGAAGCUAAAAGACCUUGUAAUCGCCAAGCUUGCCCAGCUCACUGGAGAAUAGGUCCAUGGUCACAGGUAUGUGCAAACUAUAUCAGUUAUUUCUCAAAUUGAAGAGAGUUGUUAACCUUGAAAUUUUCAGGGCCCUCAUUCACACCACCACCACAUAUAUUACUAGCCACUUAUGAAUAUGCAAUUAAACAUGUAUACACAGACCUGUCAGUUCACAUACAUGUAAUUAGCUACUCACACAUACACACAUGCAUAACUAGCUACUGGCACACUUACCUAACAUGUUCAUACACACUCUAACAUACAUACAUUAAUACAAAAUCACAGAAAACUUAUAUUAACAGUCAUAGUAACACACUGACAUUUUUUUUUUUUUUUUUACUUAAAGCCAGUGCUUGCUAGUCAGACACCACAAUAAAACAAUAUUUAAAAUAAACUAGAAAAAAAGCCCAUGGUAGUCAAAAUGACCUCCAUCUAUUGAUGCCUAGUCACUAAAAAGGCCUCGUCCCAGAGAGUGUAACAGUAGUACCCUCUGCACAGUCUGUCUUGAGUGCCCUCACAGCCAGAGAGACUGUCAGUCAACCUGAUGUGCAUUCACAACAGACUGACAAAUCCCUUCCCCGUGUGCCCUAUCCCCUUUCUGGGUAGUACUGCCAAUUUUGGUCUGCCCACGCACCGUCCUGACUUUAUACCUCUUAAAGGACCACUAUAGGCACCUAGACCACUUCAGCUUAAUGAAGUGGUCUGGGUGCCUGGUCCAGCUAGGGUUAACCCCUUUUUUUUUAUAAACAUAGCAGUUUCAGAGAAACUGCUAUGUUUAUAAAUAGGUUAAUCCAGCCUCUAAAGCCUCUAGUGAAUGCUUUCCUAUGAGACAGUCUGAAUGCGCGCACAGCUCCUGCCGCGCAUGCGCAUUCAACUGAAGAGGCGGAGAGGAGGAGGAGGAUGGUGGGGGCACCAUCAGGGCACUAUAGUGCCAGGAAAACGAGUAUGUUUUCCUGGCACUAUAGUGGUCCUUUAAGUACAAGACCUAUCUAGUAAUCUUAUCAUUGACAGUGAGAUAGAGGUAAUACAUUGAGACAUGAAGGAAUUCAAAUUUGCAAACAACAGAGGACAUUUUUUUACAGUAGGAACAAUAAGAUGUGGAGUCAUCUGCCUAAAAAGUUUAUUUAUAAGAUUCUUUACAGAAUUGAAAAAAAAAAGGUUGUAUUGUUGUCCAUGAAAACAAAAAAGAAAUAAUAAACAGGAUGUUUUUUAUUUUUUAUGAAAAGCAGAAUAUUUAACAUAUAAUUAAUACAUUUGGGUACAGCUUGUUAAUCCAGUGAGAAACUGGAUUUCCAUUAUGGAGUCACAAGGGAUUUUUACCUUUUAUGACACAACUGGCAAUAACUUUGAUUUGGGUUUUUCACUUUUUUUUUCCUGAUCAACAGCAUCAGAACAUAUGCAUAGUUAUGUAUAACAUGUAGGCAAGUUGCCUUUUUACUUUUUGUUUUUUUUAGGGGUAUAUUUAAAAUGUUUAAUUUCAUUGCCUGUAUUAUUUUACACUGUAAAGUAUUUUGUGAUCUGAAAGUAAAAAUAUAUUUUUUAUUUUAGUGUUCUGUAACAUGUUCCAACGGUACUCAAGAACGUCAAGUAAUGUGUAGUUCUGAUGACAGUAAAAACUGUAUUGACAAUAAACCUGACACAAUAAGGAUUUGCAUACUUCCUCCUUGUACUGGUACGUUCUGUUGUGAUUUUUAUUUAAGACUGUUUAUCUUAAUUAACAAAAAAUUAUAUAGUAUCACAUUACAGAGCAUCAAAUGUAAAUGACUAUGCGUUUAACAAAUAAUUAUAGGCACUAAAUAAAAUGUAAAACAAAAAAGGUGCGCUGUACCUUUAAAAAUUUAAAGUGCAACAAAUGCAAAAAAAUUUGUGCAAUAAGAAGUGUCUAUUCCAUAAAAUCACACUCAAUAUAACGAAUGUGCAAAAUUGCAAGUGAAUAGUGAUAAAAAUACAAAUAGUAACUUACAGCAGGAAAAUAUGUCUCAAUGUAAAUUGCAUUUGGUAAUUCCAAAGUAGGAGAUAUGAUACAUAAAAAAGAAAAAAGCACAUAGCAUAAUACUGUUUAAAAUUGUUUAAAACAACCAAGAGAAAUAGAAUAAAACUCACAAGGAAAGAGCAGUAAAAGUCUGCUCUAACUUUUCCAACAUGUAAUCCACAGCAUAGGGCUUUGAUGGUAGUAAAAACAGCAGGACGCCAGCUGAAUAAAACGAUCUUUAUUUCUUCCAAUAAAAAAACUCCCUUUACCACAUAGAAGACCAGUGUCCCAUUCAAUGCUUUGAAGAGAUGAACACGCCAAAAUUUGCGGUCUUUGCAGCUUGCGGCACUAUACAAGGUACUUCCGGGGGUCUCAGAUUCUCCAAAACCCACUUUUUUUUUUUUUUCCACUCCACCACUCCUCCGGAUAUGUCCACUGGUGCCAGGAUCCAGCAGAUGAAAUAAUGCCAGGAAAGUGGGGAUAUUUUAUAACUUUAAUGACAUAGGAAAUAAAACAGGGAUAUAAAGUGCAUAAGAGUAGAAAACAUCGAUAGCAGCACUGACGCGUUUCGACUAUUGAAGUCUUUUUUUUUUUUACUAAAUAAAAUGUAGCUUUUACAGGUACAACAUCAUCAUAAGGGAAAAAUUCCAAAAUGUAAAUUAGCAAGCCAGAUGAAAACAAUGUAACUGGGCAGAAAAAUGGUCAAAUGCAAGUGAAAUGGGCACCUAGUGUAAAUAGAGAAGUUAAAGCACCACUAGAGUCAUGCAGGUCACUUCAUCUCAGCAUUGUGGCUUGGAUGCAGUGGUCCUCACCUUUCACUACUGCAUUGUAAAAGAUUGCAAUUUUGGCAAAACUGAGAUUUUUACAUUGCAAGGUUAAAUCCUCCUUGAGUGGCUAUCAAACUUUCAGCCCCUAAAGCUGCUCCAGUGGCAUUGACCAAGUAAAACACUGUCAUAUUAUGCAGAAGCCACCAUAAGAAAGUAUUGUACUCUAUGAGGAGAAUUGGAUCAGACAAUGCUGGAGGAGGCUAAGUAAGCAGCGCCGAUGGAGUUGGAAAAAGGUAAGUAAAUCUGUAAUUUUCAUACAUUUUUCCUGCAGGGGGGGCACCUGGAUACAUAUAGGGAGAUGGACACUAAAGCAUUAGGAAUACAGGUUUCUAUUCUGAAUGCUUUAGUGUUCUUUUUAAUACAAACCGAAGUGACAAAACAUAACAUUGCCAUGAGUAACCUGUGUGUAAGGGCAUUGCUAUUAUAGUGAUCUCUGGUGUUGUAGAGUCUUGUGAUACCUUAAGCCUGUGUUUUGGUGCAGAUCAAGAUACCUUUUGGUGUUUGUAGCAGAUGGCACUGGGCUGUCCUGAAAACUACAUGUGUUUAACUGCAUUCAUGUAAACUGCUGGUUUUGUAUGUGUUGAAAUAAAGUGUAUUCGUCUGAUUGUUCGGUAGAAUCAUUCGAAUAAACUAAGGGAAUGAAACUACUGAGCAAUCAGACCUCCCCUGUGUGAAGUGUGCCUUCAAUUACCCGGUGCAACAAUGUUGCUAACAUGUAAUUAACAAGCGAUGCAGUAGGUCCUUUGUUCGCGGGGUGGCCGCCAUUCGGGAAACGAACACGUGGUGGCGGCCAUUUUAAAACUCCCGAACAGCUGUGUUUUGCCGUCGAGUGUCUGGAACUCAAAUCGGACACUUGACUAGGCGAACACCGCUGAGACCUCCACAAGCCGGUCCGUUCGGUUCCAAACUAACCAAAUGUGCCAUUUAAAGGGGUACCCCUAGGUUUAGGGGUACAUCCAGAAACUGGGGGAAUUUGUGUACAGUAUAAGGGGAUUAUGAGUCAGGCUGAGGGGAGGAGAUAGGUGGGAGGUUACUAUUGUCGGAUUGGGUACUGUACUAAUUGAUGAAAGUCUCUCCCUUGCAUGGGAGCAUGCUAUAUAAGGCCACUGUGGAAUAAAGGUGUUCAGUUCUACUCCUGAUGUGUGUCGUCCAGUUAUUGGGAUUGCUGUUGGGAUACUGUUGGAUUAUUUUACCUGCUGGAAACCUUGCCUGUGGAUUUAUAAUUACUUGUUCCUGAGCCUCACUGGGAUCUUAAGCGGAGAUAAUCUGUGGAAUAUUGUAUCUCCGCUACAUUGGUUGGCAGCGGUGGGAUCCAGACUUACAGAGGAACAAGCACAAAUGGAGUACGGAUGGAGAUUGAUUUUGCUACACUAAAACGCUCCACAUUAAAGGACCUCCUAGAGGCAAGGGGUAUUCAAGCCAGCAACAAGAAGAAAGCGGUACUUAUUACCGAACUCAUGGCAGAGUACCGAAUGGAUGGCGGUUCGGUUCCCGAACAGGGGGAUUAGGGGGAAACACAGGAACAAAUGGAGUUCCAGAGACAGUUACAAUUUAGGCUGUCUUUUUAUGGAGAACACCCGUCAGCAGAAAUUUAUUUCCAGGACCAUGAUAGAGGUCCAGGAAUUCAUACUGAGGCAACGGAUAACAACCCCAGAACACAGCUCUACAGUAAACGUGCCACAGGAAGGUAAGCCUAAAAUACCAUAUCAGGCUUUUAAAACGUAUGUGGAGGCAGAGGAAGAUAUAGAUGCUUUCCUGCAAGAUUUUGAAAGACUGUGUGCAUUGCAUAAAAUCAGCGCAGAGGACUGGGUUCCUAUUUUGGCAGGACGGUUAACUGGGAGGGCAGCAGAGGCAUACCGUACUGUGCCAGAUGAAGAAAUUAGGAAUUACAGUAAAGUGAAAGAGAUUAUACUGGCCCGGUAUGCUAUAACACCAGAGGCAUACCGGAGGAGAUUCCGGGAUUUAAGUGGAGAAGUGGAAGUGGAGAAGGACUCGCAUGCAGAAUGGGCGUGCAGGUUACAAUGGGCAGCACUUGGGUGGGUGCAAGCGAGCAAGGCAAGGUCCAUGGAGGACGUGAUACAAAUGCUGCUAAUGGAACAAUUUUAUGAUGGGGUGACAGCAGAUGUCCAGGAGUGGGUAAGGGACCGAAACCCUACCUCCCUCCCAGAAGCGGCUAGAAGGGCAGAUGAGUACAUGGACGCACGUAGACAACAAAAACCUGCAGUUCCAAAAACCCCAUGGAAAACCUUUGGGGGAACCACCUACACCCCAGCACCACCAAGGCAACUACCACUGCCAGCACCGCCCGCUGCACAGCCACGGUUUCGCCAGCCGAGCUCUGGGGCCUGUCAUCACUGCCAGAAAUGGGGGCAUUAUAAAAGAGAAUGCCCACAACUACGGGAUCGUUCCACCUGGAUCCGACCAGGCCCACCACCACCACCAAGAGCGGCCACAGCACACUGCUACCAGGACAUAGUUGCAACACCAUAUGGUUCAGCAGUGCCCAUUACCACCGUGGAACAGUGGGAAGUUUUGCACAAAGCCGAUCCAGUCCAAGCCAAUGCUGAUAAUCGUCAGCACCAUAGACAGACGGUAAACUUGGAGGGUAAAGCGGUCCAAGGACUACAUGACUCAGGAGCUACUAUCACCCUGGUAAAGAGUCACCUGGUUUCGGAUCAGGCUAAGCUCAGUAAAACUAUAGCCGUCAGGGUAGCCGGGGGAGCAGUGUACCGGCUACCUACAGCAAGGGUACAUUUGCAUUGGGGUCAGGACACGUGGAGGUGGGGUUGAUGCCGCAGUUACCAGCGGAGGUUUUGUUGGGGAACGAUCUAGGGAGGUUCACGUCUGCUUUUGAGCCCCAGACGCCCACCACAGGAGAAGCUCACCCUGUGGUCACCCGACAACAGGCCCGCACCCAGGACUACAACACACUCCCGGAGGUUCAGGUAAGAGACCCUUCCCCUUCCUUAGAAUGUGUCCCCUGGGCCCCACCUAAUGAAUUUGCAGCUGAAGUAGUAACCGACCCUACACUACAAGUAUAUAGGGACAAGGUUGUCACUGACUCACCCGGGGGGGAGGGAGGGAGAGAGAUUUGUCUGGGACAAGCAGCUUCUAUACAGGGAGACAGACAAGCAGAUUGCUGGGUCAGACCCGAUGGUGAUGAGGCAGCUAGUGGUGCCGGAGCGGUACCGAGCAGAGUUACUCCGGAUAGCGCAUGAUAUUCCGCUAUCCGGACAUUUAGGGGUCAGUCACACUAGGUACAGACUGACCCAAAGUUUCUUCUGGCCAGGGAUCAGCCAGGAAGUGCGCGGGUAUUGCAAUACGUGCGAUACCUGUCAGAGGGUAGGGAAAAGGGGAGACCAAAGGAAGGUGAAACUACACCCCCUACCCAUAAUUGAGGAACCCUUUAGUAGAGUAGCAGUAUAUUUGAUAGGCCCCCUCAAGAAAGCUAGUCCGUCAGGCAAAAGAUACAUUUUAACUGUAGUAGAUUAUGCCACUAGAUAUCCAGAGGCAGUGGCUCUGACCAACAUCCACACUGAAACAGUCGCGGAUGCCCUCAUGCGGAUCUUCUCCCGGAUGGGAUUACCCAGGGAGAUUAUCUCGGAUCAGGGUACCCAAUUUACCGCAGAAUUCACCCAACACCUCUGGAGGAUAUGUAGCAUUAAGCCUAUAAUCAGUGCCCCUUACCACCCCCAGACUAAUGGGCUCUGCGAACGGUUCAAUGGUACAUUGAAACAAAUGCUACGAACCUUCGCAGAGACCCACAAGGACUGGGAGCGAUUCCUGACGCAUCUCCUAUUCGCUUACCAGGAGGUGCCGCAGGAGUCCACAGGGUUUUCAACGUUUGAACUGCUAUUUGGGAGGAGAGUCAGAGGCCCCGUAGAUCUGAUUAGAGAGCAUUGGGAGGGGGACCGGAGCGCAGAUGGCACUCCCAUCAUACCAUAUGUGUUGGCAUUACGAGACCACCUGGAAGCAUUCACUAGGACGGUAAGGGAAAACCUUCAGGCGGUGCAGACCCGCCAGCGCACGUGGUAUGAUCGGGGAGUCAGGGACCGUAGCUUUCAGGUCUGGCAGAAAGUGUUAAUUUUAAGACCUGUCCGACAUGACAAGCUACAGGCCGCCUGGCAGGGACCAUAUAGGGUGGUGGAACAGAGAUGUGACACCACCUAUAUAAUCGGCCCCUGCACAGGGACUAGAGGACGACGCAUGCUCCAUGUGAACAUGAUGAAGCCCUACCAGGAGCACUCCGAGGAGGUAACCGCCAUAUGUGCGUCCAACUCUGACGAGUUUGACAGCUUACCUCUCCCAGAUCUGCUGGGAGAUGGGCAGUUGUCUGGAGAUUUAUGGGAGGUUGCACUGGGAGACCGGCUGAGCCCACAGGAGCGUACCGAGGUACAGCAGCUAUUAGAAGAGAAACGAGACACGUUCUCUAAUGUACCUGGUUACACCCCUCUGGCCACUCACCGGGUAGAGACCCCAGGGCAACUACCCAUGCACCAGACCCUCUACCGCAUCCCUGAAGCGGUGAGGGAGAAUAUGCACAAGGAGAUCGAUGAGAUGCUCCAACUGGGGGUGAUUGAGCCCUCAGACAGUCCCUGGGCUUCCCCUGUAGUGCUCGUACCAAAGCGAGACGGUACGACUCGCUUCUGCGUGGACUACAGGAGAUUGAACGAGAAAACCGUGUCAGAUGCCUACCCUAUGCCACGGAUAGAUGAAUUAUUAGACAGGAUGGCCAGGGGCCAAUACCUCACUACUAUUGACUUAUGUAAGGGGUAUUGGCAAAUUCCUCUGGCCCCAGAUGCCAUCCCUAAGUCAGCCUUUGUCACCCCAUUUGGUUUGUACCAGUUUAAGGUCAUGCCAUUUGGGAUGAAAAACACCCCAGCUACUUUCCAGUGGAUGGUGGACCAACUCCUGGAUGGGUUCCAGGACUAUACCUGUGCCUACCUGGACGAUAUUGCCAUUUUUAGCAAUAUGUGGCAGGAGCACUUGGCCCAUAUAGGAGCGGUCCGAGACAGGAUUAGGGAGGCUGGUUUGACAUUGAAACGGUCAAGUGCAGUAUAGGGAUGGCCGAGGUGCAAUACCUGGGACAUAGAGUGGGGUGCGGCAAGCAGAAGCCCAAACCAGCCAAAGUAGAGGCCGUGGCCCAGUGGCCCACCCCUAGGACUAAGACCCAAGUUUUAGCAUUUCUAGGGACCGCUGGGUAUUACAGAAAAUUUGGCCCUAACUAUAGUGCCCUGGUCAAACCCCUCACUGACCUGACCCGGAAGAAUCUGCCCCGCCAGGUGACCUGGACCCCGGAGUGUAAGCAGGCAUUCCAACAUCUGAAAAAUGCACUGAUAAAGGCCCCUGUCUUGGCAGCUCCCAAUCCAACUAAACGUUUUCUUGUUCACACAGACGCUUCUAUGUUUGGAUUGGGGGCAGUACUGAGCCAAGUCGGGGCCGAUGGCGGAGAACAUCCCGUGGCUUACAUCAGUCGCAAGUUACUACCCUGCGAAGUAAGCUAUACGGCCAUCGAGAAGGAAUGCCUGGCUGUGGUGUGGGCCCUAAAGAAACUGCAGCCGUAUUUGUAUGGACAGCCCUUUUCAUUGCUCACGGAUCACAACUCGUUGGUAUGGCUGAACCGGGUGGCUGGGGACAAUGCCAGGCUGCUGCGCUGGAGCUUGGCGCUGCAGCCCUUUGACUUUAAUAUUCAGUACUGCCCGGGUAAACAGAAUGGGAAUGCUGACGGGUUGUCGAGACAAACUGACCUGGAAAAGUGAUCCGUGAGCCCCCGGACAUCCCCAAGCCGAUCCGUGCUGGAUCAGACUGUGUAUGCCGGCUUGUGGGCAAGGGGGAGCAGUGUAGCGGAUGGCACUGGGCUGUCCUGAAAAUUACAUGUGUUUAACUGCAUUCGUGUAAACUGCUGGUUUUGUAUGUGUUGAAAUAAAGUGUAUUCAUCUGAUUGUUCGGUAGAAUCAUUCGAAUAAACUAAGGGAAUGAAACUACCGAACAAUCAGACCUCCCCUGUGUAAAGUGUGCCUUCAAUUACCCGUUGCAACAAUGUUGCGAACGUGUAAUUAACAAGCGAUGGGUGGCCGCCAUUCGGGAAACGAACACGUGGUGGCGGCCAUUUUAAAACUCCCGAACAGCAGUGUUUUGCCAUCGAGUGUCUGGAACUCAAAUCGGACACUCGACUAGGCGAACACCGCUGAGACCUCCACAAACCCGGUCCGUUCGGUUCCAAACUACCGAACGGCCCCUCGUUCGGUAGACAGAAACAACCGAACGAGGGGAUUCAUGCGAACCUUACCUGAUCUCUUUAGCCUUUCCCUUAUUUAUUCCCUUAUACUGGGACCAACCGCAGGGCCCCAUCGCAUGGAACCCAAUUCGGCUGUUCUCUCCAGCGCGGUCGGUCUUUUUAGUACUUCCAUAAAUUUCCCGAACCCCUGGUCCGAUCUGGGUGAUUUUUGGAUAUGUUGCUCACCCCGAUCAGGGCUACCAGGGGAUGUGCCAUUUAAAGGGGUACCCCUAGGUUUAGGGGGUACAUCCAGAAACUGGGGGAAUUUGUGUACAGUAUAAGGGGAUUAUGAGUCAUGCUGAGGGGAGGAGAUAGGUGGGAGGUUACUAUUGUCGGAUUGGGUACUGUACUAAUUGAUGAAAGUCCCUCCCUUGCAUGGGAGCAUGCUAUAUAAGGCCACUGUGGAAUAAAGGUGUUCGGUUCUGCUCCUGAUGCUGUGUGUCGUCCAGUUAUUGGGAUUGCGGUUGGGAUACUGUUGGAUUAUCUUACCUGCUGGAAACCUUGCCUGUGGAUUUAUAAUUACUUGUUCCUGAGCCUCACUGGGAUCUUAAGCGGAGAUAAUCUGUGGAAUAUUGUAUCUUCGCUACAGUGUUUGUUUUUUGUUUUUCUUUUUUCUUAUAUAUUAAAGCAUGUUCUAUACUAUGCAAUCUAAAUUUGCAGCAUUGAUUGGAACAUAAUAUUGUAUGUAUAGAAAAAUAUGCAUUCUCACAAACAAGAUGGCCACCAACAGAGUUCCAACGCGUUUGUGCAUACAUUGGAGUUCAUUGAAAGGCACAGGAAAAGCAAAGUAUCUUAUUUGGCAGCUGUAAGAGCAGAGGAGAGUAUAUGUCUGGGGGAAGAAUCUGUGUAACCAGCAGAUGGUGGUGUGGAUAUUUUAUAACGAAUCAAACAAAUUUGAUUCGCCAAUGUUGCUUAUUAAGUUCACCUGAGAAAUACAAUAUUCCAUUUGUAUUUAAAUAAUAACUGGAUAUCUAAACUUACUGAAAUCAAUAUAACCUAAACUUUCCUGAGUAACUCCCUCUAUACUGUGUACGUAAAUAUUUCCAUGCAUAGUAUAUAGGUAUCACGAGUAACAAUCACUCAAAGGUAGAAGAAAUAGGAACAAAUAACUGAGCAGAGAGGGAAGUUGGAUGGUAAGAAACAUAGAUGUAUACAUAGAUAGAGAUAUAAUAGCUAUUCCACAUAGAUAAGGAUAAUAUACUACUUAGGGUAAGAGACGGUGAGGGUUUCUUGGUCCUAUUACCUCAAACCUGCAACAACAGAGCCUGCUAUUCUGCCAUCUAUUUAUAGUAUAGCCUAUAGUUAUAGAAGGCAUACCAAUAAUCUAUAAGUCUGGCCAAUGGUGGACCACAAUAGCCUCAACCCUGUCUACUAAACCAUUGCCUAUCUAGAGUCAAAAAGGGCUCGGUGUAGGGGGCGGAGUCUGGCAACCAUGCCGAGCAGACGCACACUGCAUGGGCUCCGAGGCAAAAACUUACUAAUCGCAAAACAAAGGGGGGAGAAGAGUCUGCGCUAAACCGGAGGAGCAGCAACCCUAUAAGGGAAUCCCUCAAGAAACCCUUGUAGAGACAAUAAAAUACAAAAAGGGGGGAAAGGGCUGCGCUAAAAAAUAAUCAAUAGACAAAGUUCGUCUAAAAAAUGGAUAAAAACAGUCUCACUGAUAUGUGAUGGUAGGGUAAUAUUCCUCAGGUGUUGAUCCGUCCGUGUGGUGGCAGAUAGUCCAUAUAUGUGGAAAUAAAAACAGAUAAAGAGCAUCCAAUGGUGAAAUAUAGUACGUUUAGAUGUGAUGUAUAAAUCAAGAGAAAAGUAUUCCACUCACAUUUGUUGGAGCUUGAACCAGCUCUAGGAGAAGAGGCACUUAGUGGUUUAAUCCCCACAAUCGGAUACACUUUAGUGAUGGGUCCGUCUGUCACAACUUUGGAUUUUCUUGAUGUAGGCUGGAACCUGCUCAGAUGUGCGUAGUUCUAUGGUGCUUGGGGAGAUAGGUCCGCCUCUCCAGUUUGGAAUAAUGGGUAUCCACGAAAUAUAUAAAACAGUAGAUAGUGCUCUCAGUAUGAACAGUAAAAAUAUUUUAAGAAAAUAAGUUAUACUUACAAGAAUAGAGCAGACAAAUACUGCUCUAUUACCACAGCGCUGGUGGAAUUAUCCCCACCUGAGGAUUUCUUUUGACAGGAUACACUUCAGGGUUAUGGUGUUUUAAGAAAUAAAAAUUAAAAUAAAAAUUUUUAAAAAUAAAAAUAAAAAAUAAAAAGAUAUAGUAUAAAAACAAUGUAUGAAAGUGCCAGGAGUAGUUGAAAUGUAUAAAAUACAAUAAAAAUAAGUAUAAGAUUGGUCCUCGUAUAAAAGGCUAACCAAAAAUAACUUUUAUUGAUUUAAAAUACACUUUUUAAAACCAUUUACGCGUUUCACCUAUGAGGUUUUUUCAAAAUGGUAAAAGAACCUUUUUAAAACCAUUUACGCGUUUCACCUAUGAGGUUUUUUCAAAAUGGUAAAAGAACCUUCUUUUACCAUUUUGAAAAAACCUCAUAGGUGAAACGCGUAAAUGGUUUUAAAAAGUGUAUUUUAAAUCAAUAAAAGUUAUUUUUGGUUAGCCUUUUAUACGAGGACCAAUCUUAUACUUAUUUUUAUUGUAUUUUAUACAUUUCAACUACUCCUGGCACUUUCAUACAUUGUUUUUAUACUAUAUCUUUUUAUUUUUUAUUUUUAUUUUUAUAAAAAAAAAAUUUUAUUUUUAAUUUUUAUUUCUUAAAACACCAUAACCCUGAAGUGUAUCCUGUCAAAAGAAAUCCUCAGGUGGGGAUAAUUCCACCAGCGCUGUGGUAAUAGAGCAGUAUUUGUCUGCUCUAUUCUUGUAAGUAUAACUUAUUUUCUUAAAAUAUUUUUACUGUUCAUACUGAGAGCACUAUCUACUGUUUUAUAUAUUUCGUGGAUACCCAUUAUUCCAAACUGGAGAGGCGGACCUAUCUCCCCAAGCACCAUAGAACUACACACAUCUGAGCAGGUUCCAGCCUACAUCAAGGAAAUCCAAAGUUGUGAAAGACGGACCCAUCACUAAAGUAUAUCCGAUAGUGGGGAUCAAACCACUAAGUGCCUCUUCUCCUAGAGCUGGUUCAAGCUCCAACAAAUGUGAGUGGAAUACUUUUCUCUUGAUUUAUACAUCACACCUAAACGUACUAUAUUUCACCAUUGGAAGCUCUUUAUCUGUUUUUAUUUCCACAUAUAUGGACUAUCUGCCACCACACGGACGGAUCAACACCUGAGGAAUAUUACCCUACCAUCACAUAUCAGUGAGACUGUUUUUAUCCAUUUUUUAGACGAACUUUGUCUAUUGAUUAUUUUUUAGCGCUGCCCUUUCCCCCCUUUUUGUAUUUUAAAAACUUACUAAUGACUACAAUAAACUAGCAAAACUCUUCAAAAAAGCUUGCACAACAGUCUCAGCUAAAGGGACUUUCACAAGCGGCAAACAAAGCCAGGAGAUCCGAACACAAGCGACAGCCACUAACCGGGGAUCGACUCGAGGCCUAUGGAGGGCCUGACCAUGCGACACGAGGGAGGUGGCCGAUCCCUCCAUCGCAACAGCCUCUCCGGCUGGAGGUCUCCCCGAAAAACUCUACCUCCCCCCCCCCAUGCUGGUGGGGGUCAUCCCGGCAACCACAAGUGACAAGACAGCAGCAAGGAGUCGAUCGGACCCUACCUGCACGACAGCACAAGCGGGGAAAAUCAUGGCGGAUGCCACGUGUGGCCGUGCACUCAGAACAACUCUGCCUCCACUAGCGGAGAGGAUAGACCGCGUACUGCAAGCUUUCUGGGCCAGACUUGCCUUUCGCAAAGAUUCCACAGCGGUGUUGCCUGCAGAGCCCACACGUAAGCCAACACGACAGACAGCGAACCCGGGAAGAGGACAUGGAGCAGCCUAAAUCGCAGGGCGGAGAGUGCGGACGAUCCAGCGGAAAACUACACUGAACCGCCACAACACUAACCAAACGGAGCACCUCCAAACUCUCCAGCGCCGGCCCACACAGAAGGUACCCCCUCCAGACUCCCAAACAAACCCAAAGCCUGUUACACCACCCAAGAGACUAAGCCUCGCAGGGGGAUCUCGGAAACCCGCAACAAUCCACCAUAGAGUUACAUCACUCAGCCCAUGGGGGCUCACCUGGAGACAGGCCCAGCAGUGAGACAUCGUCGGAGAUCACCACCGACCACUACUAAGGGCACCAACCCUGAGGCUGACUGGGAUCGGUUGAACUGUCUGACCUGGACUUGGCAUCAUUUAUCAAAGACACUGCACACUAGGUUCACCUCAAUGUGUACAAUUAAAUUAUGCCUGCAACCAUGCUGGCUACUCAUAAGCAAGUAAUACAGUUUGAUUAAUCACUAACAAUAGCCUAGCAAGUCACAAGCUGAAACAUAUAAGCAAUCACCUCUCACCAAACAUACAUUACCCGACUUUGUCUAACCUUGUACCUUGCCAGACACAUUCAGCAGCAAAAAUAACACAUAGAUAAACAAAACUAUUAUUAUAUAAAACCGUGCAGUACUCACUAAUGCCUAAUUAACAUCACGCUAAGUUGAAAAAUGCUUUCCCUAACUGUUGUGAUUUCCCUAUACAAAAUUAGCAAAGUUAACUGCUGUAUGACGCUCCCUAGCUGUAUACACAGUCUAACAAGUAUUUUUUAAUCUAGCUACUGCUAUACUAUAAACCGUGCUUAUCCAUUAUGUCUAUGAUAACAUAACAACAUGAGAAUUGAAAACUAAACGUUAGUCAAUCUCAUUGUAUUCUAGUUAACCUUACUUUACUAUACUAAACUGUCUAGUUAAGCAUGCUUAAAAAACAAAAAACUGUGCGAAUUUUCAUGCCACUGUUAAACUGUCUUGAAAUACACUGUUGUGGCGACCGUUGAUAUAUAUUGUAAUCAUCUGCACAGCAAAAGUAAAGAAUAAAAGAAAAAAAAAAAGGGCUCGGUGUAAUGUGCUAGUCUGGCUGUUUUAAAACCCCAGUGGCUAUUACCUCAACCCUGUAAUAAGAGAGUUCAUACAGCACAGUCCUCACCCUUCCUAAACAAUCCUACUUUUCCUCUUUCUUUAGUUCAUGCUCACUCAAUCCCAAGCACCUCUUUAUUACCUUCAACUCUCUCCUUUGCCCACCUCACGCCACCACUUCUCCCCAGCUACAGAACAGGAGGUGGUUGCGCUUUUCCUCUCCUCUAGUCCCACCACCUGUCCUCUUGAUCCAGUGCCUUCCCACCUUAUCAGAUAUCUCUCCCCUUGUCUUGUACCAUCCUUAACACACAUCCUGGUGUUGUCCCUGCUCCCCUUAAGCAUGUUACUGUCGUACCCAUCCUAAAAAAGCCAUCACAAGACCCGUCUUCCCCUUCAAACUAUCGUCCCAUAUCCCUGCUUCCUUUUUCCUCAAAGCUUCUAGAAAGACUUGUGUAUACUCGUAAGACUCACUUCCUCAAUUCCAACUCCUUGGUCCUCUUCAAUCUGGCUUUCGCCCUCUCCACUCUACUGAGACUGCUCUUAUUAAAUUUACAAAUGACCUAGUCCAUACUAAUCCUUCUUGCCCUCUCAGCCACCUUUGACACUGUUGAUCAUGUCCUCCUUCUCCAAACUCUUCAAUCCCUCAGUCUUUGCGACACUAUCCUCUCAUGGUUCUCCUCCUAUCUCCCAACGUUUGUUCAGUGUGUCUUUUUGCAAUGCCACUUCUUUCUCUUGCCCUGUCUCGGUUUGAGUCCCCCAUGGAUCUGUUCUUGGUCCCCUCCUGUUCUCUCUUUAUACUGCCUCUCUUGGCAAACUCAUUAACUCCUUUGGAUUCCGCUACCGUCUGUAUGCCGACAACACCCAGCUAUAUCUCUCCUCCCCUGACCUCUCCCCUGCUGCCCUACAAUGUGUCACUGGUUACCUUUCUUCAAUCUCUAACUGGAUGUCCUCCUGCUUUCUGAAACUCAGUUUCUCUAAAACUGAGCUUCUUAUUUUUCCCCCUCAUAAUGCUGCACCUCCUCCUUCGCUUUCCCUGCAAGUUGAUGGUACUUGCAUCAGUCUGUCCCUGCAAGCUCGUUGUUUUGGUGUUAUCUUUGAUCCUGGCCUCACCUUUGAGCCUCAUAUCCAGAAUAUUGCUAAAACAUCACCUGCAUCCGCCCCUUUCUCAUGCAAGAUGCUGCCAAGGAGCUUGUUCAUGCUCUGGUAAUCUCUCACAUGGAUUAUUGUAAUUCUCUCCUAUUUGGUCUCCGCCAGGCUGAUCUUUCUCACCCAUCGCUCCUCCCAUACCUUGUGUAACGGAUCGCCUGGCACCCCGACUGGGUACCUCCGUUAAAGGAUGCUCCUAGCGCUUCCUGAGGACUCCAAGCACUGCAGCAGACACCACAACCACCGAACCGGAGAAGCAUAUGAAUCCUCUCAAGCAUAUGAAUGCUGUAGACAGUUGAAUAGGAACCAUAUGAAUAGGUUUACUCUCCUAGCAGUCAAACUGGAACAGCAUACAAUAAAUCCUUCCCCCAAUAAUGAGACAACACUUCACUUUGAGGGUUAAAACAGGAACUCCCUGUACUGUCACAUACAGUCUCUUUUAUUCCCAAUCCACAAACAUAGUACAGCCCACAGGGCGUUACAAAACAGCCAAUCAAUCCAUACAAUACACCCAGACACUCCCACACAAAAUCCUCCCCUCUGGCUGUGAUAUGAUUACUGAACACAAUGGGUAAUCUAAUUAUCACAGCCAGAGAAAUACAGUUUCAUAAAACACAUCACAGGGACCCCAAAACAUGCAAUAACCCCAUAAAAUAUCAUUUUAACUGGGGGAUCUGGGUGAACCACAUAUCCAAAAUUCACCCAGAUCCGUUCAGUACUUUGGAAAAUACAGUUUAAUGCAGAUUCUGCAGAACAUAUACAGGCUAAAUAAAAACAAUCACUGUAUAAUGUGUCCCCUGCUGUAUAGUCCAAAACCACGCACGAUGUCUCUGUGCAACAAAUACUGGCGAGAUGGCACCGUGUUGAAAAGUCCACACAGUGUCUGUGAGUUAAAAUGGCCGCCAUCCAUUGUUCUCACCAUGUGCUUCUGAUACAGGAAAUGGUGGCCACCCAGUAACUCCACAGUAUGUCCCCAGAUGGUUCUUAAAAGGGCCAGCAGCAGCACAACACAAAUCCAUUAUGCCCAAAUAAUGUCUUUAAAGGGCAAUACAUCCCAGGGGCCAUAGUCACAUAGCAGGAGGCUGGCAACCAGGCUUCUCCAGUGCAUAGUGGCGAGGUUGGUUCCACCACACCUUGCCCCUCUGUCGAUUCUUACACUGGCUUCCUGUAUCCUAUAGGUGUCAAUUCAAAAUACUAACUCUUACCUAUAAAGCUUUAACCAACUCUAGUCCCUCUUACAUGUCUUCACUGAUUCAUAUAUAUGCCCCUUCUUGGUCUCUCCGCUCUUCCAGUGACCUUCUUCUGUCUGCUGCUCACACCCUUAUCAGGACUCUCUUUAAAAGGGGACCGGGGGACCUUGAUUAAAUCAAGUGCUGCAGCCCACAGGGUUUGGACGCCGUCAGGGGGCCCGAAGUAGCUUCCCCUAGGGCCCCCUGUCUGCGUACAAACCCUGUGGGCUGAGGCAGUCGAUGUAAUCAAGGGCCCCUGGCCUUUUAAAAUUACUCCUGACCGGGCCGAUUUCAUGUUGCCUGCUGGGAGGAAGUGAGGUGAGAUCUGUGUGUAUCUGAAUGUGUGUGUGUGUCAGUGUGUGUGUCUGGCUGUGUGUGUGUGUGUAUAUCUCUUUGUGUUUGUGUGUGUGUGUGUGUGUGUGUGUGUGUGUGCGCAACUGGUUGUUUGUGUCAGUGUGUAUCUGGCUUUGUGUAUGUGUGUAUCUGGCUAUAUGUGUCUGUGUAUGUACACCUGUGUGUAUGUGUAUCUGUAUGAAUGUAUACCUGUGUACUUGUGUUAAUGUGUAUGUGUACAUGCAUGUGUGUGGGUGUGUGUGUGUGUGUGUGUGUGUGUGUGUAUGUAUAUAUAUGUAUGAUAUGUGUGUGUGUAUCUAUGUGUGUGGCAAUGCAUUCAUCCCAGCAUUCCAAUGCCAACACUGCACACACAUGCGCUAAAACUGCACACAAAUACACUCCUGCGUUCCAACAACAUUGCAUAUCUGUGUGUACAUAUCUGUGACAGUGUGUAUCUCUGUGUGUGAAUGUGUCAGUGUGUAUGGAUGUGUGUAUGCACCAGUGUCUGUAUCAAAGUGUGUGUAUCAGAGUAUGUGGUGGUGUGUGUGUACAUGCCAGUGUGUUUGUGUUAGUGUGUAUCUAUGUGUCAAGGUGUGUGCAUAUGUCCAGGUGUGUGCAUGUAUCAGUGUGUUUAUGUGUGUAUCUGCGUGUCAAUGUGUAUGUAUAUCUGUGUUAGUAUGUAUGUGCAUACAUCCAGGCAAUCAAACACACAGUGGCAAACACAAUCAUUAUAUACAAACACACACCUGAAAACAAACUCCAAAAUUGUAUACAAACACAUUCUUCACUCACAUCAAUACUACACAAAAAUGUAUAUCUGCAUUUAAAAGACAACACUACAUCCAAACACACAGCCCUGCAUUCAAAUUACAUGCAAUUACAAAUGUUACAUACAAACACACCCCUUUAUUAAAACACGAAAAUUACAUACAAACACCAACUCUAUACACAAAAGCACACCUGCAUUUAAAAGCCAACACUACAUACAAACACACACCCCUGCAUUCAAACGCAAACACUACACACAAGUAUGCCACUACAUUCCAAUGUUAACAGUACAUACAAAUACACCCAUACAUGCACACAUAUACUCUUUACAAAAACAUGCUUACAUUCAAAAUUUACAAAUAGUGCUCACAAGUACAACCCUACACGCUCUGCAUGAGGACAUCCAGGAUCAGAUUUUUUCGUAUUUAUUUUUUUGAUUCAAUCCUUUCCUAUGGGAGGUCUAAUGUGUGCGCAGCAUUUGCAGUGCAUGUGCAUUAGCGCCCACUCAUCGUGAGAUGUUGCUCUGGGAUCAGGUAAGUAAAUAAAGGGUUUUUAACCUCUAAAGGACACAGCUUCAAAAGCUUGUCUUGCACUUAAGGACACAAUAAAUACAUUUUUGCAUUUAUUGCUGUUUGUGUUCAACUGUAAUUUGCAUUUUACUAAUUUAUUGUACCAACACAUAUUAUAUAUGUUUUUUUAAGGAGAAAAAGGACUUUAAUUUGAUGUGACAUAUACAUAUAUAAAUGAUGAUUUAUUAUAAAAAAAGUACAAACAAAUGCAAAAACAAGGAAACAUAUUGUUUGUUUUGACAGUUUUUGCAAUAAUAAUGUGUGUAUAAUUAGUGCAAGUUAAGGAAAGUAAUUAAAAAUAAAUUAAUUUAGUUGUUCUGAUAUAAUAUGUCUAGGAUUUUAAGUAUUUUUCUUGGUAGUUAUAGGUCACAAAACACAAGGAGUAAAAUAAACUUUUAAUGUCGAGCGAUUUUAGAAUUUGGUAUGUUUGUCUUGUAAGCUUAAUAGCCAUCAAAGAAAACAAAAUUGCCACACAAAAGUAUAUAUUUAUGUAAAGUAGACAUCGCAGAUUUUUUACCUACGGUUAUUAUGACACUUUUUGCUUAGCCAUUUCACUGCCAAUCUCUGCUAAAUAUUGGAGUAAAAUUGUGGGUUUUUUUGGUUUUUGACACACAAACUUAUAACAAAGAUCUUCUCAUGUGUAUUUAGUAAAGUUGGUGUGUGCUAUUCCUGUACAAAACUUUAUUUUGUGUUCAGCUACAUCUGCUGAGUACAAAUAUACCCCCAUUGUAUGUUUUUGGCACUAUUGAAGCUACAAUGCCAUAUAGGAGACCUGUCCAUUUCAGUAUUUACAGUAGGAUAUAAGGGACAUGUUUUAAGUCAACAUUUAAAGACUGGUAUCUCCCAAAGUUAUCUUUAUGGCUAGGAGAGGAUGUAAUCUAAGGGAUAUUUUGGUUGACAGUUACCUCCAGAAUGGAUCUAGUCCUACAUGCAGUCACAUUCUUUGUUUCUAAGUUUGAGCUGGUGGCUAUAAAAAACUACCUUUAUUCCAACCAGUAUCUGAGGUCAUACUAAAAUAGGAAAACAUGUGGCACCCAACUGAUGUCACAGGAAUUAAAACAUUUUGGGCACUAAUCCUAGUAAGGGGUAGCCAAGUAUCAGUUCCUACUGGCACAAGCACACCAUUCAAGCUACCACUCUUUUCCAAGGGGUUAUGAAGAGACAUCGCUAUGAGCAAAUGCUGAGAUUUCUCCAUUUUAAUGAUAAUGCACUCUCCCCAUCAGAAAUUACCCAUUGUUUGACAGGCUCUUCAACUCUUAACCAACUCCUGUCUGACAAAUGUUUCCAAAAUUAUAUCUCAGAUCAAAACAUUUGCAUUUGUUAACUGCUUCUCAAACAAUAUAUCCAAUCAAAGCAGAUAUGGCAUUAAAUUCCAUAAAUUAUGCAAAUCCACUACUGGCUAUUCAAGGGCUUUCAAGAUUUACAGAGGGAAGGAUAGCCAUCUGGAUCCACAAGGAUGCCCUGAUUCUGUGGUACAAAAGACAAGAUUGUGUUGGACUUGAUACUUCCAUGUUUAAAUAGGUUGAUAAUUAUACCAGUAUUGAUUUAUUUAAAAAUGUGCAUAAAACACGCAGAGGUUUCCCCCAAAUCCUGACAAGCAAAAACAGUAGAGUCUCAUCUUCAACCAGGUUGAGGUGCUGGCCUUUGGUACACGGAUAAGAAAGGUGUGUGCAUGCUGUCUACAAUAUAUGAUAAAAGUACAGUGCCAGUGUCUGUCAGAGGAAGAAUUAAGCAGCUGUAAAAACAGAAGUGCAUUGUAGACCAGGGCCGGACUGGCCCACCGGGAUACAGGGAAAUUUCCCGGUGGGCCGCGGCACCUGGGGGCCGGCCGCGUUCCUGGCUGGAACCGCCGGGCCGGGUGGCAGCUUCCCCGGUCCGGCGGCACUCCUCUCACUGCUGUGGCUGAUGGAGGAGGAGCAUGUCUCUGUACCAUGCUCCCUCGUGUUCCCGGCACAGGAACCGCGAGGGAGCAUGGUACAGAGACAUGCUCCUCCUCCAUCAGCCACAGCAGUGACAGGAGCAGGGCUACCGGACCGGGGAAGCUGCCGCCCGGCCCGGCGGCUCCAGCCAGGAACGCGGUCGGCCCCCUGACUUCUCCAGGUAAAGGGGGGGGAGGGAAAUAGAGGGAGGAGGGGAGAGACACAGGGAAAGGGGGGAGGGAGGAGGGGAGACACAGGAAAGGGGCAGAGAGAGGGAGAGGGGGAAAGGGGGAGGGAGUAGGGAGAGACACAGGGAAAGGGGGGAGAGAGAUGGGGAGUAGGGGAGAGACACAGGGAGAGAAAUGGGGAUAGAGAUGGAGAGAGGAGGGAGAGAUGGGAGAGACACAGGAAAGGGGGGAGGGAGAGAGAUGGGGAGGAGGGGGAGACACAGGGAAAGGGGGGAGGGAGAGAGAUGGAGAGACACAGGGAAAGGGGGGAGGAAGAGACACAGGGAAAGGGGGUGAAAGAGGCAGAGGGGGAAGAGAGAGACAAAGAGGGAGAAAUGAGAGAGAGACACACAAGGGGAGGGGAAGAAAGAGGCAGAGGGGGAAGAGAGAGACUGGGAAGGAGAGGGGAGACAUUGACACAGAGGAGCAGUGAGGGGGAGAAAGAAACAUACAGAGUGACUGGGGGAGACAAAAAGGCACACAGAGGGGCUGGAGAUAAAGAGACACACAUAGGGGCAGUAUAUAUCACUGGUGGAUGGGGGGGCAACGGGCCCCCCCCCCCCAAGGCUUUCCCCUGCCGGUCGGCACCGUGCAGCCAGUCGGCAGGGGAGGAAGAGAGGACCUGGGGCAAUGCUCCGGCUCUCACGAGGGUGAACUCUAGCCCUGGAGCUACGGGCUAGAGUUCACUCUCACCACUUCCUGGUGGUCCCAGUAGUAGGAGUGAACUCUAGCCCCAUACACACACUGCCCCCACACACACACCAUACACAUUCACACACUGCCCCCACACACACACACCAUACACAUUUACACACUGCCCACCCACACACUGAACCUUUCACACACAUUGCACCACUGCUCCUAUACCCUACUACAGCCCCAUAUCCCAGCAGACUCCAGGUAAGUUGUCAAACUGUUCUUAAACGGUUUGACGACUUACUCUGGGAGGGGGUGCCGACGCUCCUGGCACCAUAACCACUACACAGAGGAGUAGUGGUUAUUGUGCAUGGAAUAUUUAUUUAAAUAAUCUACAAGUGCCCCUCUCAGGCUCAGGCUCUGGAUCCGCCACUAGUAAAAGACAUGUAUAUUAACCCCUUAAGGACACAUGACAUGUGUGACAUGUCGUGAUUCCCUUUUAUUCCAAAAGUUUGGUCCUUAAGGGGUUAAAGUGUGUAUUAGUUUUAUAUAUAUAUAUAUACCUAUUAUAUUUACACAUAUUAAUGUACAUUUAUAAAUGCAUAAUACACAGAGAAAUUUCAUUAAUAUGUACCAUAUGUAAUGAGCAGAUAUUGGCCCAGUCUUGUUGCUAGGUGCAUACUCCAGCACAAUAACAUAUUUAAAGUGAAGAGCACACCCACAGGACUUCAAAAUAAUUUUUUUUUUACAGUUGUGCCCUACAUACAUUCACCAUUUCAGUCCCAUUAACAAGCUUUCCUUAAUAUGUCAAGGUAGUUGGACUGAAACAUUGAUACAUGCAAAGGCACGUCUGCUUAAAAUAAAUCUGCACUUUUGUUUAUUUUGAAGCCUAUGAGUGCGCUUUUUACGUUGAAUUACUUUUUAAUUUUAAGUUAUCUGUUCUAACUCUGUAUCUGCACACUAUGCUGGCGCGACGCAUUAUAGGGCUGGUAAAUAUCUUUUUUCAGGGCUGCUUUUAAUUCCCAGUCCGGCCCUGUUGGAGACUACCAAACCUAUUUCUUAAUUAUAUGUUAAUUGUUUGAUUUUUUUGUAUUUAUUUUUACUUUGUCGCCCAAUCCCAAAAUUAAAUACUUAGGAAAAUGAAACACACCCAAUGCACUUUUUCUGUACACGUGCAUCAUUACCAGGGAAAGUAUGUACUUUAUAACAUACAUGUCUGAAAGUAUAAAUAUAUGUAAUUGAAUCUGUUUAAUUAAUCUAUGUUGUAUUCUGUAUAAACGAUUUAAAAUAUUUGAGACUAUUUUAAUGCAUGGCAAAGCCAAUAAUAAGAUGUCAUAUCUUUAUUUAGGAAAUGCUUCUGAUCCAUCAAAGAAGAACUACAUAGUACAAUGGAGAUCUAAACAGGAUCCAGAUUAUCCCAUGCACAAAAUAUCUUCAAGUAAAAGACUCAUUUAUAACUCUGCCUUUGACAUUAAAUGCAUGCUAUGUCAGCUAUGGACUUUACCUGUUGCGCUUUUCCUUUCAUUAUAUAGAAUAUUUCCAGAUUUUCUGAAUUAUACCUUUGGCUGAAGCAAUAAUUUAUCUGUGCAUUUGCGCUUGACAUCUCUCUUCUGCCUUUGUAGCACUGAUCGUGAAGAUCCUCUAGGAAGUGGCUCUUCCAACUGAUUUUGCAGGUCCUAAAGAAUUACUAAACCACAUUUAUCAGUUGAUGAUACUUAAAAGGUUUGAACUGGCUUUAAAACACAGUUAUUGUGAAUGUGAUCAAGUCACAAUAAUGGCAUCGUACAGUGCUUUUUACAUUUUAUCUGAUUUGUAUCACUAACAUGCUUUAGCCAUAUUUGAACUGUUUUAAGGGUAAAUUUUCAUAAACCAAGAAUAUUAUGUUUAAAAUAAUUAUUUACAUGACUUCUGCAAUUAGCAGUCAUACUUGAGUGUUGGAUUAAUCACUAUGCAGCCUUGUAUGUAGCAUGUUUGGAUUAUGUUCUCCCUCUUCUGACAUUCUGCCUUAUUUAGGAUACAUUAUUGUAAAUCCCAAGACACAUUACAUAGUUACAUAGCUGAAAAGAGCCUUCCUUCUAGGUAAAGAGGGGAUCUAAAAAGUUGACAUUUGCUCUUAAAUAAAGUGUGGCCAUACUAUGCAACAUUGUGUGGGCAGCUUUAGAUUUCGUUCAAAGAACCAUUAGGUGUUUGGUGAUUUUUUUUUUUUUUUUUCUAAUAAUGGCAUAAAUGGCCAUGGCUAUUAGUGGAUGAUGAAUUAAUCAGGAUAUAUAUGAUAAUAUAUGUAUGUGUGUGUGUGUGUGUGUGUAUAUAUAUAUAUAUAUAUAUAUAUAUAUAUAUAUACAAAGAGUUUUUUUUAUUUUAAAUUCAGUGGUUUAUCAUGACAAUUUUAGACAUUAGAUUUUUUAAAUAUAUUUAAGGUGAUAAUUUCCCUUUGAAAGUACUGUGCUGUAUUAAUUAACUUUUGUGGAGUAUUUUUGAUUUUUCACAUGCCCAAUGCCAUGCACUCAAUAUCUGCUUAUUCCUUUACAGUACACAUGUUUAUGUACUGUCUAAAAAUACAUUUUCUUUCUAUUAUUUUCUCAAUACACAGUGAACUUGCAUUAUUUUUAUAUGUGUUAACUAUUUUGCCUAUUAGACUGUUGUUGAUAUUUAAUUAAGAUUUAUUAAAGCAUAACAUACCUCAGUUUCUAGGUUUCAUACUACUAAAAUUACAGUAUUGAAAUACAUCAGGAUUUAUAAAUACUCAUAUUUACCUAAUUGUAUUUUUACUUGUGAUGAUGAUUAUGUUGUGAUUUGUAAUCUAAUGCACACAUGUGGUUUAAAUAUUUUGUAUUCUUUAAAUCCCAUAUUUGUGCUAGGUUUUAGAAUGAAAUAUUAUCAUCAUAAUAAUACAUACGUGUGAUGUAAUCUUUUUGGCAUUUCUUCCCUCUGAGCUGUGUCAGAAAGCUUUUACAUGGACUUGACAGUGAAAAUACACAUAUUGAACCCUUGUUCUAUGUGUUUUAAGGAUUUUAGGAAAUAGAACCAAAAUGUUUGAUUUCCACUCUUCCAUCCUUUCCACUCUUCCAUCCUUUCCAGUCAUUCUUUUGCCCAAUCUAGUAUGUUCCUCUUAUUCUCUUGUCUUUACGUGAAGAGAUAGAUAUCAAUGAAAAGGUCAGCUUAAGCCAAGUAUAAAAACUUAAAAUUAAUCUCCAGCAAAUAUGUAAUUGAAAGCCAUACUUACCGGACUCUUGCUUACUCCUCCUCAAUGAUGACAUAGUGGAUGCAUUGCUUAGAGUGUACAUUUGAGGAUGCCACAUUAAACAUUUUCAAACUAAUGGACGGAGUACUCUUAUGGUGACAAAUAUAUUAGACCUUUUUGAUAAUGCCAUAGAGAUAUCAAAAAAUAUAUUAAUAGACUUUAAAUAUUUAAUAUCCAUUCAGAUUGCCCAAUGCCAUGUCAUUUUUAUGUAAGAGAUACAUUUUAGAUGGUCUUUCUUUUCAGCAAUUAUUUAAAUAAUGGCAUGUCAGGCAUUGCAUAACAUAAUGGGAUUUUCAGAGUCUUUAAGAGAUUAAUCACUUUUACACACUCUCUUCUGAAGAGUUCAAUUGAAACAUAUCUAUAUCUAGUAGAUUUACAUCCCAUUUAUUUGUUUGUUUUGAAAGUGCCCACUUCAGGAGAAUUUAUUAUUCACAUUGACCAGGUUUUAAAUGCAUCUGAAAUAAAACCUUUUUUAAACAUAGGUUUCUUUGUAAGUUACCUUGGAUGUUGUAGACUGUAUAAAAAUAUUCUUGGUGGCAACCCUCCUGUUAGGAGGGUUGCAUUCUUCAGUUGUUGGUUUAAAUGGAGGCUUCACUUUUUUUUUUUCUAAAAAUGCACUCAAAAUGCAUUUGAAGAAAGAAUGGUCCUUUAUGUCUUUGGCAUCCCUCCUACUACCUCCCAGACAGUACUCUGGAUCUUAAGUCAAAACCUUUUUUUUAUUUUUUUUAUUUUUUUUUUACACAAUUCAUUAUUUAUGAUUUUUUUUGUUUUAUGUGGAAAACAAUGAAAAUACAGAAUAGCAUUGUGUAAUGCAUUGAUAUCAAUAAUCAAUAAAUGCAUGUUAAAUAUCCAUACAUGAGGUUACAAUGAAUGCAUAUGACAGGAUAAUAGUAUACAUUAAUGGCAUCAAUGUGCCUGUAGGUGUUGUCAUUGGCUAGUCAAAACUUUUUAUUUAUUAAAGUGGCUGUUUUUAACCAUAAGACUAUCAACCAGAUUAUGUUCAUCCAGAUAUAAUUUUUAUAUGAAUUUGAGAGCAUUUUUUUUUCUUUGUGUGCUCAGCAAGCUUCUCUUUUCCAAAUUUCCCUGCUUCCAGCACAGAGGGACACAUGAAAAUCCAUAGGCUCAGGAGGCUCAGCUCUGUGAUAGCACCAUUCGUCAUCAGACUGUUCCUCAUUCUCAGACAUUUCCUUGCCCUUAGAUACUUCAAUGACAUCAUUAUCCAGAUCUGGCACUUUAUGUUCAUGCUCCUUUAUAAAUCCUGGUGUUCAGUCUCUAGUAAUGUUUUUGCUAAAGGUGGGAUAAACCUGUUGUGCUCUGGAAUCCUGAGCAGUAUAUCUGGGAUCUCAAAAUAUGCUGAAUAGUCACCAAUAAUUAUCAUAUGAAUUUGAACCAGGUGACACCUCACCUCAUGUGUCCACUAUGGGGAAUGUUUUUUUUUUUUUUUUAUGGAGAUUUGCCAGAUGACGCUGACUCUAGGUCCUUGGUGCCCUCCACAGACAAUGAAGCAGCAGCAAUACUAACAUUAGUCUCUUUAACUGUUAGAGACAGGGACGUAUCUUCCGUGAGGCAAACAAGGCAUCUGCCUUGGGCGGCAUUUUGCAGGGUGCGGCAAAAAAAGCCUCCCCCAAAUGCCCAGGUGGAUUCCGAGGUGGGCGGUGGUCAGUGAGGGAGCAUGCUCACCUGAGCUCUUCCUGCUCAGCUCCCUCCACGCUGCAAAAUGAAGCCGGGAGCCGGAAUAUGAUGUCACUCCAGCUCCCGACAUCACUAAGUGGUGCGCGAGGGAGCUGAGCAGGAAGAUGUCUUCCUGUCUGCCCCCCGCCUGCCCGCCCAGCAGCCCCAUUGGACCACAGGGAGGCUGGGUGGAUUUAAAAUAACAUUUAAAAAAUAACUCUGGCUAGAGGGUAAUGUAGAACAGCACUUCUAAUUCUAUUCAUGGAUGUGUACUUAGCCUAUUCUCAGCAGCAUGCAGUAUAUUUAAGCAUUGAUAUGGGUAUAUAGAAUAAUUCAAGCAUUAUCAAUGGAUGUUAAAUUCACGUUUCCCUGCAUUCUCAUUAACCUUCACGUACUUCCUGCAAUUUACAUGUAAUAUGUGUUAGUUUUUUUUGGUUAUAACAUAUAAGCUUAUAUGUUUAUAGAUUUUAUACUUGGUAAUACAUGAGUGUGGUGGAGCUCCUGUACUCGAAUGAGUACCUCUACCAUGUCCAGAGCAAGGAUAUAGGCAGCCAUCUUGCUCAGCGUUUAGCACCCCUUCUAAGGUUUCUUUUUUAGGCAUAGUCACUUCUGAUGUUGUCAGCCAAGGAGACAGAUCAGGGGCAGAGCCAUCACCAGCAGACUAGAAUAAAGAUUCUACUAUAUUUAGGUGGAUCUUGGGGGCUAGAUAGUGUUUUUAACACUAUAGAGUCAGAAAUACAUGUUUGCGUUCCUGAACCUAUACUGUUCCUUUAAAAAGAAAAACAAAUAUAAUUAUAUAUACAUAUAUACACAGAACCAUAAAAAAGUAAUUGUAAUAACAAGGAAUUGGCUUAUUUACUUACAUUUGAAUGCGGACUUAAGUACGUGUGCAAAACUUUAAGCCCCUUCAAGGAAAGAAUCAGAGAGAUUGUUAGAUCAGUGUUAAAGAAAAAAUACACUCUAGUUCAGGGGUAGGCAACCUUUUAGCAGCACUGUGCCGAUAUAGGAUUGUGAUGUCCUGUAGCGUGCCGAUCCUCAGGCCUGUCACCACCAGGCAAGCUAACCAAGCAAUUGCUUGGGGCCCCGAGCUGGCCUGGGCCCCCAAGCAGGACCGGCGCUUCCUAUAAGGCUGCACCCACCUGAGCGCUCUAUAGAGAGCCUCAGGCGGCUGCAGCACUGCCUCUCUCAUCACCUCCCCUUCCCUGUAGCGUGUCCGAGCUCCUCUUCCUCCUGUCAGUCCAGGAGAUUCAGUUUCCUGUUCCUGGCCGGACUGGCAGGAAGUGCACCCUGAGCUCGUCCAUGCUACAGAGAAGGGGAGGUGAGAAGAACAUAGGGGGGGGAGUAAUAGGGACACGGGGGGAGGGGAGUAAUAAGGACACAGGGGAGGGGAGUAAAAAGGACACAGGGGAGGGGAGUAAAAAGGACACGGGGAGGGGAGUAAGAAGGACACAGGGGAGGGAAUAAGAAGGACACAGGAGGGGGGGGGGGAGUAAAAAGGACAUAGGGAGGGGAGCAAAAAGGACAUAGGGAGGGGAGUAAGAAGAACAUAGGGAGGGGGAGAGUAGUAAGAAGAACAUAUGGGGGGAGUAGUAAGAAGAACAUAGGGAGGGGGAGGAGUAAGAAGAACAUAGGGGGGUGGGGAGAUGAGGAGAAUACAGGGAGGGGGGAGGUGGGAGGUGGGAAGAUGAGGAGAAAACAGGGAGGGGGGAGGUGAGGAGAAGGGGAGAUUAAGAGAACACUGGGGGCGAGGAGAAGGGGAGAUUAAGAGAACACUGGGGGUGAGGAGAAGGGGAGAUUAGGAGAACACUGGGGUGAGGAGAAGGGGAGAUGAGGAGAACACGGGGGGUGAGGAGAAGGGGAGAUGAGGAGAACACAGGGAAUUUUCAAUUGUUGCAUAUAAUGUGCAUACAAUUUGAACAUUUUCAACAGCAGUAUUUGCUCUGUAAACAUUUAUUUAUGCACAUUAUAUGCAACAGCAGUAUUUGCACUGUAAACCUUUUUUAUUUAUAUAAAGUGUGGGUGAACUUAAACUGUAUGGCUAUGCUGUGGUUCCUGUAGGCUUUGCGUGCGGGGGGGGGGCACCUCCAUGUCCAUUUUGCUUGGGGCCCCCAAAUUCCUUCCUAUGUUUUUAAAUUGAGGUAUGUGUGCUGCCGUAUUCCACUUGUAUUAUUUAUACUGUAAUUGCUUUGUAUCGUUGUAUUUGUGCGUAUUUGAGCUAUUAUAUUGUAUAUGUUCAUUAGUAGUUUAUGGUAUUGUGUAUGAUACAUAUGAAUGUGGGCUGUGUAUGAGGGCUGCUUGUGGAAUUGUGUGUGGGUGGAUAUGUCACAUUGUGUGUUUGGUAGUGUAUGGGGGCUGUUUGGGGUUUUGCAUAUGAGAAGCUACAUGUGGGAUUGUGUGCAUGUAUGUAGAUUGUUAGUGGUGUUGCAUUUGUGGGGAUUGUGUGUAUGUUUGUGUGUGGGCUGUUCAUAUUAUUUGUAUGAGGGGAGGCUUAUUCUGCAGGUCUUUGUAUAUCUAGCAGUGUGGGUGGCUUCCCUGGGUUCCAGUGGGGACCAGCCUGGGCAGGUACAGGUCAACGAAAGGAGCUGCAACAUCAGCUGUGGGCUGCUCUACUACAGUGUGGAUUCCCAUUCACAAGUGUUGGGAGGAAGUGAUCUGAGAUCACUUCCUCUAAGUGCUGCAAUGCAUAAAUUGAGGAUUGUCCUUCACCCUGUUUGGCUCUAGCAGCCUUGAGUGCCGUGGAAAGACACCUCGAGUGCCGUGCAUGGCACUAGUGCCGUAGGUUGCCUACCCCUGCUCUAGUUUCAAGAUAUGAUAUGUAUACAUUUAACAUGUAGGUUCCUCUUAAGGGUUGAAGUUUUGCGGUAUUGGACAUGUGAAAUCAGAUUUACACCUUCAUAGGAUGGCGCGACCCCUGUGACACAACACAUGGAAGUGACGUUUCUAGUGGAAGAUCAAAACGUCCUCAUUCAUAGCACACCUUCGCUUCUAUAUGAUGCAACCUGGCUUUACAGACAUAGCUUCUAAUUGGGCUAUUCUUUCCAGGGGAGGCAGUGUCUAGCAGCUUAAAUAGAGGUGUGAUAAUGUGGUGUUGUUUAGUCCUUCUCUGCUCCCUGACAAAGGAGCACAGAAUUGCACGUCAGUGGGAUUGAGGUGUGUUUAAGGUGGUGGCUCUAGGGUUCAAAUCUGCAGGUUGUCUUGGGCAUUUUUCCUGACAUGAGUGGAUUUAGAUUCUUCCCAUAAGAUCAGUCUCCAAAAACUGGUAGAGAUAUGUUUUCUUUAUCAAUUGGAUCUUCUUGUGGAAUUAGCAUGUGUAAACAUUAUACUUUUCCUCACUACCUUAAAGGUUUUUGUUUAAGUUCACAUAAUUGCUAUCCACUUAAAAUUCAUCUGAUUUUCAAUUAAUAUCUUUAAACAUAUCCUGAUAUUUAUUUAUAAGUCUCUUGAAUGUUGUAGACUGUAUAAAAAUGUGUCUUUGGGUUGCUUUCUUCAAUAGUUGGUACAAAUGGAGGCUUCACUUUUUUUUUCUAAAAAGACACUCCAAUCUAUGCGUUUGAUUAAAGGUCCUUUACGCCUUUGGCUUCCCUCCUACUACCUCCCAAGUGCUCCUCUGGAUCUUUAGUCAAACACAUUUUCAUUAUUAAAGCUACUUUUUAGGCAUAGACAAUUGAUGUUGGUAUCAUCAAUUUUAUCUAUGAAAUUAAUUCAAAUACAAAAUUCAAAGGCCAAAAAUCAUUCUGUAAUUUACCACACCAAGACUCCACCUGUCAACCGUUCUGGUGUAGGGUUCCUUUUCAUGAAUUCAGGAGCCUUAUAUGAGCCUUUUAUUCCACAAACAGUCCUGAUUCUGUUUCAAAAUACCAUCCCUAGUUUAAAACCAGGCUGUGAUUUUAGCAAAUGCUUCUUUGUUUAUGAAUAUAUUUUGCAGCUUUAAAUCUCUAUGAACAAUCUUGUAAGUAUGUAAAACUUCCAGCCCCAGCACAGCACAUGCAGUAUAAAAUAUUUUAUGUUUGAUAAAUGUCCCCAUGCUGUUUAUGUAAUUUGCCAGGUUACCAAGAACAGAUUUCAUAACAAUGUAUGAUAAUGAAAACUUGCAAAGAGGUAGUCAAAAAUUAGAAUCUUCUAGCUGGUCCCUAUAAAAAAUACUUGCUUUUCAGUCAUUAAACUAUCAACUAGAUUAUGUGAAAUAGGCAUCCUUUUUGUAUCUCUUUGUUAGUGUGUGUGUGUAUGUGUGUGUAUAUAUGUAUGUGUGUGUGUAUAUAUAUAUAUAUAUAUUAUUAUUAUUAUUAUUAUUAUUAUUAUUAUUAUUAUUUUUAGAGUUUGAAACACUUUUACACAUCUAUUUAAAAAUAAAUACAUAGAUAUCCCGAAGUGGGACACAUUGAUGGGUUUCGUAUGUAAGAAGCACACAUUCUGGAAUAAAAGGAAAUCAUGACAUGUCACACGUCAUGUGUCCUUAAGGGGUUAAAAUACAAGCCUUAUUAAUUGACACAUGCAGAUACAGAAUGAAUUAUGACAUUGCAAUGAGUAAUACAUGUACAAUAUUUGUUCAACUUGCAAUCUUUUGUAUGGUCAUCAAGUAUUUUACAUUUUUGGGCCUUUAAGGGAAAUAAAUAAAAAUUAAAAAAGCACUGUAAAAUAACUUUGAAAUAUUAAAUGUAUUUGUUUUGAAUAUAUAUGUACUCAGGCAGAUUUAAAAGAAGAAAGCUUUGCAUUUUAGUCUGCAUCUCUCAAUCUAAUUUUCUCAUUAACUGGGGUAGGGGAAAAUAGUACUAUCUUUUAUUAGUAGAUUUAUUAUUUUAGGAUUUAAAAGCGAGAGCAAUAACAAAUUACAGCCAGGGGAUAUCAGCUGGACACAAUUUAUUCAAAGGUCACUCACCCAAUACAACAUUUUCUAUAAAUAAGACAUACAAAAAAAAACAUUGAAAACAGAACAGAGUCAGCCAGUUAUUGGUACACAGCUUCGAGGGGGGUAACCCCUAGCGUAAAUCGAGGGAGGGAUAGUGUACCAAAAGGGGGGGCUGGGAUACAUAACAAAUAUACAGGUACAUCUAAUCAAUCCAGAUAAAGAGAGAUUCUCAAUAUAUUAGUAUGAAAAACAAAAAAAAUAACUUUAUUAAUGAAAAGAUAUAAAAAUUGUCCACUGGCAAAUAUCAUGUGUGCUGUGUACAAACUAUAAUGUAAAAAACCCAAAUAAAGAAUGUGAAAAGAAAAAAAAAACCUAAUAAGUCCGGAAUAGGAAAAUAAUAGAUCUAGAUAUAUGAUCAUUACCAUGUAGGGUAACUAUGAUCGUGAUAACUAAUAGGUUAAUUUUCCUAUAAAGAUCAAAUAAAAUCAUAGCACAAAUACCGUGAGUAUAUAAAGGGCACACGUCUAUGCCAAAUAUACUACUCAAUAGAUAUGUGCCUGGGAAUAGCAAAUCCUGUUGGGAUUGAUAUAAAGUCGCUAUUAUGGCAUGAACACACAGUAAAUCUCAACCCUCAACAAUGCUUGCUGCCUAUAAUAAUUCUGUGUAGAUAAAGAGGUGGUAGCACUUGCAAGAAGUAAGCUGCAAUUGCGGCCAAUUUCUAUAAUAAAUAAGACUGUCUGACAAAUAUGAUAAUGCUGGGAAUAACGCCAAAAUGAAAGGAGGGAGGGUAGAUGUUGUUAUAUACCUAGCCUAAGAGGGUCUCACUUGAUAUGGUAAAUCAUGGAUCCAAAUAGGUCUAAACCCGGAAUACCACUCAUAUUACUGGCAGGCAUAGAUGUAGGGCUAUGGUGUACUAUCCGUGUGGAAGUGCCUGUGAUUCAAAUGGGGGCAGAGCAGGGGCAGAGAAAUUACACUGUGAUUGUAAAAAAAAUCUUGUAGACUGUAAAUAAGAGUCUUCGUGCAACAAAUAGAUCUCCACCACUGGUCUAAUAAGUGCACGGGGGAGGAAGUGCAGCACGGUCAAUUUUUACAGUGCAGGACUACUCCUUUUUAGACCUCUCUACUUAUUAGAGUCUGGUGUUCUGAUGUUAAAACAGGCUCUCUGGAGGCAGUGCUCUCAAAAAUCAAUGAACAGGAACCAGUUCCAUUAUUUAUGGAACCUGACCGUGAGUAUGCCUACCUAUGAGUUCGCUCACAGGGAGUGGAGUGUAUGUGUGUAGAGGAUGUGUUAAGUGUUAUUGUAGAGUAUGUAAUGUGUGUGUGUUCUUAUGGAAUGUAGUGUAUAGGGAUACCAGUUUGUGUAAGGUCUGUAGUGUGUGUGUAUAGUGGAUGCAUUGUGUGUGUGUGUGUAUAGUGGAUGCAUUGUGUGAAUCUGUGUUUGUAUGUGUAAGGAAUGCAAGGUGUGUGUUUCUGUGUAUGUAUGUAAUUUAAUGCAGUGUGUGUCUGUAAGGGGUGCAUUGAGUGUGUGUAAGAGAUGCAGUGUGUGUUUGUGUGUGAUAUUAAAUCAGUCCUGUUAUAUAUUUGUGUGAGAUAUUAAAUAGUCCUGGAAGAUAUUUCCUCCAUCAAAGCAAAUGAUAUGUGCCCACCCUAUGAAUAGUGGUACACCUUCUUUACUCAGAAUUAUAGGAAUGAUCUGUCACCCUCCAAAUGUGCUGGGGGUAUCUACCUUAUUUCUUGCUAAAGUCAUUCAACAUACCCUGCAUGCUUAGGAGAGAUAUGUCCCAAUGCUGUAUACAGUGGCAUAGCAUAAGGGUUAAGGGUUUUUGCCUUGACUGUAGAGUAUAGAUGGGUGCAGUUGGGAUGGGAGGUAUCUCUCACAUUGCUGAAUAUAGUGGGGUGUUGAGGAGACUGUUCCACUGCUGGAAAUCAGAGUGGUUGGAUUUCUAGCAGUAAAAUGUAAGGGUGUAGGGGGUUCUCUGUAAUGUGCCUGAGGGGGGAGAGGACUCUGUUUCAUUGCUGGUGGGACAGUACUGGAAUUGUGGAUUUUUAUCAGUGUGUGGCAGGUUGUAGAAAGGUACAUUGCAGUGUGUGGCAGGUUGUAGGGGCUACAGUGUAGUGUGUGGCAGGUCUGUAGUGUGUUGCUGGAUGUAGUGCUUCCUGUGUAUAGUGGCUAGGUAAAGGGGGUUAUGUGUAGUGUGGGGCAGUGUGUAAGGGGUCCUGUGCAAUUGAACACAGUGCUUUGGGGGUCCUAUGUAGAGGUAAAGGGGGGUCCUCUGCAGUGGGUGGUAGGGUUUAAGUGGGUCCUGUGUAGUGCAGGGGAGGGGUCCUGUGCAGUGAGGGUUGGGUGUAGAAGGGUCCUGUGUAGUGGGGGGGGGUAGGGUGUAGGCAGUCCUACGUAAGGGAGGGCGGGGUGUAGAGGGGUCCUGUGUAGUGGGCGGCAGGGUGUAGAGGGGUCCAAUGUGGGUUUUGGGGUUCUAUUUCAUGACUACAGCAGAGUUAGGAUAUACAAAUUUUAUUAAAUAAAGUAUAUAAUAAUAAUAAUAGUCCUGCUAGUUUCCUCCCUUGUGAGACUAAUGAACUACGAAACUGCUUACAAUUCCAAAUGGCCUUUUUAGGGACAUAAAACCAUUGAGAGAGCCAUUAAAACGUAACAUAAAUUGUGUGGCCAUAAGUAUGUGUUUUUUAAAUAUCUCUUUAGGAUAUACUGAAUAAAGAUGCUGUUUGACACCAUACAAUAUCAGUCAUACACCCACACACAUAUAUACUUAUGUAUAACUAGCUAUCUAUUGAUUGCUUGAUCGAUCGAUCUAUCUUUCAUAUUUCACAGUAUCUUACCUUUUCCUCAAACUGCAUCCUUCUUUACACAGCUUUCCGAUGUCCCACCUGGAAUCUGCAGAAGCCAUUCUCCCAACUUGGGGCUUACAGCCUUGAGUGCUCCUAUCACAACUGGGACUGCUAUUGCCUUUUUUUAUCCUUUCUAACUCCUGUUUUAGCCCUUGGUAUUUGUUCACCUUCUCGUGUUCCUUCCUUGUAAUCUAGGCAUUGUCACAUCCACCACCACUGCAGUUUUCUGUGAUUUGUCUACUACUUCAAUGUCUCUUUGGUUGGCUAGUACUUGUUUGUCUGUUAAGAUCUGGAAGUCCCACAUAAUCUUAACCCUGUCAUUCUCAACUAUUCUGGUGGUACCUACCAUUUAGACUUGGGCAUGUCUUGCUCGUAUUUUAUGCAGAUAUUUUGGUACACAAUCCAAGCAACUUGGUUGUGCCUCCGUGUUUAUGCUGUCCCUAUUAACAUCUUGCACUUGGCCACUAUAUGCUAAAUUGUCUCAAAGACCUCUCUGCACAGUCUGCACCUUGGGUCCUCUCUGGUGUUGUAGACCUCCUUUUUUAUUCAUCUGGUACUGAGUGCACGUUCAUGUGCUACUAGGAUUAGUUCCCCAGUGUGGUCUUUUUGCCCUGCUUUUUCCAACCACUGAUAUGAUUUUGUAAUGUAAGCCAAAAGCACUAACUGCCAAUGGUACAUCCUAAAGAGAAGUUUGUUUUGCAUUGAAAAUUCCCCUGUUCUGCAUCCACUAUCUGUUGUUGUCACAGGCAUUCACUUAGCAACUUACCUUCUCAUUACAAUGUACUUGUGGAUGUACUGUGUUUCCUCCAGGACUGUGACCUUGACAUUUAUCAGGCCAUGAAUUCCUUCCUUCUGGCUGUCAUACGGUCUCUGAGUGCUGGAUUUCAGGUGGAGUCUUCCAUUCAUUGUCACUAGUUAAAAUGUCUUGAUAUCCAUCGUUUUUAGCUCUACUCUUGGCAGAUUAUUAUUAUUUGAGCUGGAUACCUGAUAACUGGUAGUGUAUAUGUGUUGAUGGCAUGGACCAUGUUCUUGCAAUUGAGCUGGGAUCUUAGAGAGUGUGCCUGUGUGUGUGUAUAAACACCUCUUCUUGAGUUGUGUUUAAUAGCAAUUGUAUACAUCAGACAUAUUCUCCAAGGAAUAAAUGAAACAAAAAGGUGGUUCUUUGUUGAACUCAUUUGCAUAUACACACCCAGAAUCCAUUGCAGUAGUAACAGCACUGCAAAUGUGAGAUUUCUGUGGGAAAAGCAAGUUCAUAUUCCAAACAGGUAGAAGGGAUUUUCAAUCAUUUUCUCCCCACCAUACAUGUAUUGGUUUGUGAGAAAAUAUAAAUAUAUAUAUAUAUAUAUAUAUAUAUAUAUAUAAAAUGUGUGUGUGUGUGUGUGUGUAUAUAUAUAUAUAUAUAUAUAUAUAUAUAUAUAUAUAUAUAUAUACAGACAUACAUGUAUUCACAUAUAAAUGCCCUCACAUUAAGAAAAUCAGGUUGGGCAAAAAUUAUAUAUGAUUUUUUGGGUUCAGGCUAGGCAUUUAUUGUGGAACAACAUUAAAAAAGAUACUACAUUGUAGAUGAAUAUGUGCUCCUAACAUUGUGACAUCUGUUUCAACAUGAUACAUUUGCUAAUGCACAAAGGGGCCUUCACUUAUACACAAAGUAAGACACUGACCUGUUCUCUUUCCAUUCUUAUAACACAGUUAGACUGUCAGAUUGUACAGCAUUAUUAACCAUAGAGAACAAGUUUCCUCUUUGCCAGAGCCCAAUGCAUAUAUCUACUUCACAAUACAGCUGGUUCUAGUUGCUUGACAAACUCACAUAUUGGUUACAUAGGGAAUAUUUAUUAAAGUGUUCUAAAAAGAGGUGCAAGAAAAGGAGGUGUCACCCAUGGAAUAUGUCUGUAGAUCCCAUUGGUUAUUGCCCCACUUUAGUACUUAAGACUGCUUUAUGUUGCAGAACACAUUGAUAAAUCUGUAUAGAUUUUACCAUGUUAAAGGAACACUAUAGUCAUAUAAACAACUUUAGCUUAAUGAAGCAGUUUUAGUGUGUAGGUCAUGCUUCUCAGGUAUGACUGGUCAAUUCACUGCCAUUUAGGAGUUAAAUCACUUUGUUUCUGUUUAUGCAGCCAUUGUCACACCUCCCCUGGCUCUGAUUAACACAGCCUGCAUGAAAAACUGGUUUCACUUUCAGUCAGAUGUAAUUUACCUUAAACAAUUAUAUUUCUUUCUCUGUAACUUAAACUUUAAUCACAUAUAGGAGGCUCUUGCAGGAUCUAGCAAGCUAUUAACAUAGCAGGGGAUAAUAAAAUCUAAAUUAAAAAUAACUUGCAAUAAAGGAAGAAUAAACUUUAGAUGACUCUUUACAGGAAGUGUUUAGGAAGGCUCUGCAAGUCACAUGCAGGGAGGUAUGACUAGGGUUCUUAAACAAAGUGAUUUAACUCCUAAAUGGCAGAGAAUUGAGCAGUGAGACUGCAGGGACAUGAUUUGUACACCAAAACUGCUUCAUUAAGCUAAAGUUGUUUUGGUGACUAUAGUGUCGCUUUAAAUGCCACGGUUCUGUGCAGUUGGAGCAAUUCAAAUCCCAAGGUUGCUCGGCUGUGUGCUUUAUUUUAUAAACUUGUUCAUAUUGGGUGUUAUUAAAACAGAUAAAUGUAAAAAUAAGAAAUGGUAACUGUAUACUAUAUAUCUUUUGCUUUAUAUUCCUUUGUUACAGGAGGAAGCAGAAAUGGCAAAAAAUCAAACAACUAAAACAUAUGUAGUUAGCAUCAUAUGCUGUCUGCUACAAUACCAAUGUAUUGCCCAGUCAAAAUAAUGUUGUGCCUUCUGUAAUAUGCAAUUGUAUUUUCUUUAAUUUAAUUUAAUUGUGCAUGCACUUCAAAAUGACCAAACCUCAGUUUUCAUUUUGUAUAUACUUUUAGCAGUCAUUGCAGCCCUUUCAGUCUCAUUUUAUCAUCAGAAGUGCCAACGAUGCUUUAUAAAUGAUUGAUUGUUAAAUAAAGUAUUAAUGACCACGUAGCAAUUAACAUUGCCAUUUUUGUUUAAUACACAUGUAUGGAAAUAUGAUUGUCAGGGUUAUGUCACUUAAUUGUGUAAUAAAAAAAAAGAAAAAAACUAGAAAAAUAUUAAACUGGCUCUUAAAACUGUUAUUUAACAGAAUUGUUGUUUGAUUGUAAAUUUAUAUUUCAACUGUUAACAUGUUGUAAAACUAGUUAUGCAAAUAUGUCAAACAGUAUUAGUGGCUAAAUGGUAAUAAAUUACAGUAUUUCUAAAAUGUGUAAUAUAACUAUCUGCACUUUGUUUUUUCAGGGAUGUAUUGUUAGUGUCUUUAUAAUAAUGGGCGGAUUUACAAAGGGGCAAAUGGAUAAUAAAUUACAUGUUAGCUGCUGGGCAUAUUUACUACAGUUGUUGAGAUUAUAUGAAAUAUUCAUCAAAGGAUUGCCUAUUUUUGCUACACAUCAAAGCAAAUUACUUUUAACUUUAUAUCAAACCUAGAAUGUAAAUUUCACUACUAGUCACAGUUGAGUAUAAUUUACUAUGGCAAACAAUACUGCAUAUUAAACAUAGUAAAAUCAUUAUACAUACCUUAUACACACACAAACAUUUGCAUUGCAAGUUUUAUAAAGAUAUUUAUUGCACUAUAACUUUUGUCUGCAUUUAAAAUAUGUUUACCGAUGACAAAAUCCAAGAAAACAAAACAUAAAGAUAAUUUACUAACAACCUUUUUGAUCCCUUACUAUUCACUUUAAACCCUGCCUUUUUUCUGUCUUGUGCCUUAGUAAAUAAGCCCUAGGAGUUAUGGAGUUGCAUAUCCCAAACUCUAAACAAAAUUCCAUGCCUUAAUAAAUUUGCCCAAUGUGAAUUUUUAUUGUGAAGAUUAAUUUAUGUAUGAUGCUUAUAUAAGCUUGUAAAAAUAAUUGAAAUUAAUUUUUCUUACCAUAGUUGUUUGGAAUAUUCUGUUUGUUCAAACACAUUAGAAAUAAACAAAAACAAAACAAAUUUUUUUUUUUCAAAAUGUACCUGUUUACUAAGCUUGUGAAAAAGACUUGUUUAAAUGCAUGAAGAAUAGCAUAGGACUAGAGGAAGACUUUUUUUUUUUUUCAUAAUGUCAUAUACACAUUUUAACACGUCUAUGUAAGUAAAUUAUAAAAAAUUAAAAACAAAAACAUAAAAAACAAUAUAGCCUGCUAUAUAAAGAAAUGUGUGAGAAGUAAAGAGACUGACUUUAAUUUAUGUACAUUCACAUUCCACAUAUAAUUCAGUUGUUACCGAUCCAGUCUUCAACAAUCCAGGUGUUCUCCAUAUCCCCAUGGGAACAAUAUUGGGACAUGCUUAAAUCUUGACAGUUGAUGACCUCUUUGGAUUGAUAUGGGAAUCACGUUUGUAUAUUAUUUACAUAUAUAUAAAAUUUGGAGACUUCAUUUUACAGAACAUAAUAAAAUACAUAUUAAAUAUAAUUGUUCUUUGUUAUACUGUCAGCCUCUACAUAACAACUGCAGGCUGCAAUUUGUCACAUAUUUACUUGAUACUCCCUGCAACUCUCAUUAUGAAUCCAAUUAGGUAUUUGUCAACUUAUUCUUGACAUUCAACAUGGAGAUUCCUCUUAGAAUAGAGCUAGCAAGAGAACAGAAUGAAAUAUCACAUUAGGUCUACUGAUCAGUGACUGGAAUCAGGAUGUUUACUGGGAGGAUAUAAUUAAAGGAUCACUAUAGUGUCAAGAAAACACUUGUUUUCUUGACACUAUAUAAUCCUUGGGGGACCCUCACCCUCAGGAUCCCCUCCCGUUGGGCUGAAGGGGUUAAAACCCCUUCAGCCACUUACCUCUGUCCAGCACCGGGCACCCUCGGCGCUGGUGACCUCUCCUCCCCCGUCGACGUCAGCUCCCGAGUGGAGCGGAAUGCGCAUGCGUGGCAAGAGCCAUACACGCAUUCAAACAGUCCAUAGGAAAGCAUUUCUCAAUGCUUUCUUAUGGACGUUCUGCACGCUGGAUGCGAAAUCCGCAGAAGCGCCUCUAGCGGCUGUCCGGAAGACAGCCACUAGAGGUUGGAUUAACCCUGCAAUUUAAAGAUAGCAGUUUCUCUGAAACUGCUAUGUUUACAUAUGAAGGGUUAAAACCUGAGGGACAUUGCACCCAGACCACUUCAUUGAGCUGAAGUGGUCUGGGUGACUAUAGUGUCCCUUUAACAAAAACCCAGCUAAAUUAAUUUUCUAAGUUUAGUUAGAGCUAUCUCUGGUUUGGUAUUGAAUUGCCAUGUUUGGAUAUGUUAAAAGGUGUAUGUAAUAACACAGAGAGUUGACAUUGUUAAGGUAGGGAAAUAUUGUAUUACACACAGAUUAAAAUUGCACUAAAAGGUUAAUUCCCCACACCUGUGGCUUUUUAAAUUGCAAUUAGUGUCUGUGUAUAAAUAGUCAAUGUGUUUUCUUUUCUUCCCCUUCUCUUUUCUUCUUUUUUUUUUCUUUUUAAUAUUUCAAACAAGUACCUACCUUGUAUAGUUUUACUAAUACUUCUAUGUUUCAGGCCUCGGUACUCUUGUCAUCAUAAAUAUCUUGUGCUACCCCAUUAAACUCCCUGUGACCACCCCCCCCCCCCACACCCAAACCCCAAUUAACUCUACCCUCCAUCCUUUGGUUUGAUUGUAUUAUAUAUUCUUAUUUAUCAAAUUUGCUUUACCCUUUUACUUUUGGAGAGAUAGAGCACAUCUUCUGCGCAGUGUAUUUUCCUUAUUUUAUUAUUCUGUUUUGUCUGCCCAUUUAGGGGUUAAGAUCUUUACCUUGUUUUCUUUUCCUCCCCUCCUCUUUUCUGGCCAUCAUCUCACUGAGUCUGGACCCUAGCUAUACCUGAUUUAAUUAUUGGCUUAAAAACUAAUUUUAUUUCCAUUAUUUGAUAUAUUACCUUGAUUACAUCUUUCCAGAAUGUAUUUAUGGGUGUGCACUGUCACCAACUGUGGAUUAAAUUGCCUUAAUUAAUAUUACAUUUCAAGCACCUGUCUUAUUUUCUUUAAACUUUUCAUUGUUACCUUAAGUACCAUCUGUUUUAGAGUUUGAAUUGGGUUUUUGUAAGGUUUAGGCAGUGUACAUAUUUAUUUAGUUUAUUUAGAGAGCUUAUCCACUCUUUUUCUUCUAUAUGUACUUGUAGUUCUUUUUCCCAUUUAUUGAUCAAUUCUAUCUGUUUAUCGUGUCUCCAUCUGUAUAUAACUUUAGCGCAUUUUGCCAUUAGGUUUCUAAAGUUUUUUUUAAUUUGAGUAGAUGUUUGAGGAUUGUAAUUUUCUCCCCUCAUUUUGAAGGAGAUAUUCUGCUAAGAAGCCCUUUAAUUUGCAGAUAGCUAAAAGUGUCUUUUUUGGGAAUGUUGAAUUCCUCCAUAAUUUGAUUGAAGGUUUUACUUUUAUGUUCCGUUAAUAUAUUUUUAAAUUCCCUUGUCCCCCCCAGUCUUCCAAGUAUCUAUUUUUAUGUUGUCUAACAUAUCUGAAAUACUAGAAAAAGGGAGCACAUCUAUUAUUCUAUUUCUGAGUCCUAUGUUGUUUGUGCAUUUGUCCCACCAACUUGUACAUUUUUGAGUAUAUGGGAUUUAGUUUGUGCCUCUUUGAUACAUUUUUUAUUCACGACUAGGACCCAAAAUAGUGAUGUUAAAUUUCCUACCCAGUUUUAGCUUUUUCCAUUUUAUACCAUGUUUCUUGGAUUGCAGCAAUAUUUUGUGAAAGCAAUAUGUGAAAAAGUCUGCUAGCCUGAUAACAUUGUUACAUUUCCGGGCACCCCAAACCUCCACCCUGCCAUGAUCUUGCAAAAACUUUCAUUUUAACUCUUGCUUUCUUGCGGCGCCAUUCAAAUUUAAAAAAGGAUGAGUGUGGUAAAGAUAGCCAGUUUUCUGGGAAAUUAAGUGGGAUCAUUCUCCAUAGAUACAGCCAUUUUGGUAAUAUGUAUGCUUUUAGGAUAUUGAUUCUACCUGACCAGGAAGAUCCUAUACCUUUCCAGUCCCUUAAGUUUUUAUUAGUUUUUAUUAGUAAAGGAAAAAGGUUGAUUUCUACUAGAUCUUUUAAAUUUGAAGUUAUUGUUAUGCCUAAAUAUUUUAGCCUAUCCUUGUUUUCUAGGAGCCCAAGGUUUUGUAUAAGAAAAUUAAUUAACCUUUAGUCUCUAUUUUCAUUUUGUAUCCUGACACUUUGGAGUAUUUAUUUAUCUCCUUCAGAAGCUCUGGGAUUUAAGUUUUUGGUUCUUCUAAGGUUAGUAAGAUGUCAUCUGCAUAAAGAUUUAAUUUACUUUUUCCUAAAGAGUUCAUAAAUCCUUAGAUUUUUUUUAAAUUUUGUCUUAUUAGAAUCGCAAGGGGUUCUAACAACACUAUGUAUAGUAAAGGGGAAAGAGGGCGCCCAUGUCUAGUCCCAUUUUUAACACUGAAGUUUUGUGAUGUGAAUCCUGACCCUGUUACUUUAUCUUCUAAUAUGUUUAUUAUUUUCUAAGAUUGUUGAUUGAAGACCGGCCUAGUAUGAAUCCUACUUGGUAAUUAUUAAUUAACUGUCUCUGACUGCCUCUCUGCUGUUUCUAACUGGAUGGCUGCCCACUUCCUUAAACUAAACUUGACCAAAACUGAAAUUCUGGUCUUUCCUCCCUCAAGUGUUGUUACUCCUGUGUCUGUCUCCCUCCAAGUCAACGGUGCUACCAUCAGCUCCACCACACACGCUCGCUGCCUUGGUGUUCUCUUUGACUCCGACCUCUCCUUCAAGCCUCAUGUUCAAUCUAUCGCCAAAUCCUGUCACUUUCAUCUCAAAAACAUUGCGCGCAUCCGCCCCCACGUAACGCCAGAUGCGACUAAUGUGUUGGUCCAUUCCACUGUCCUUUCUCGCCUUGACAACUGUAAUCCGCUUCUCGGUGGUCUUACGUGCUCCCAACUUGCGCCGUUACAGUCCAUAAUGAAUGCAGCGGUGAGGCUCAUAUUCCUGUCCGCCCGCACCUCCCAUGCCUCACCCUUCUGUCAGUCCCUACAUUGGCUUCCUAUAAAAUAUAGAGCUCAAUUUAAAAUUCUGGUUCUUGCUUUCAAAUCUCUACAUAAUGCUGCUCCAACCUAUCUAUCCUCCCUUAUACACAAGUAUGUCCCGUCUAGGCCCUUACCAUCUGCUGAAGACUUACAUCUAUCUUCAGUCCGUACUCCCACCUCUGAUGCUCGCCUUCAAGAUUUCUCGAGGGCGGCACCGUUCCUGUGGAACUCGCUUCCCUCCUCCGUUAGAUGCUCACCAUUCCUCUUCUGCAACUGUCACUAGUCUAAUACUAUCCUUACAUUUUUGUGUCAUUUUACCCCACUCCCUCUAGAAUGUAAGCUCAUUGAGCAGGGCCCUCAACCCCUCUGUCCAACUUGUCUGGUUACAACUACAUGUCUGUUCGUCCACCCAUUGUAAAGCGCUUGUGGUAUGACUAUUUUUAAUCUAUCAGCAAGCAUAGAAGAUAAUAUUUUAAUCUGUGUUGAUUAGUGAUAUAGGUCUAUAAUUGCCAAUCCAUUCUAAGUCUUUAUCUGCUUUUGGGAUGGGGACAAUAUUUGCAGUCAACAACUCUCCAGGACAGCUUCCUGUUUUAGUAAGUUCCCCUUUUAGUUGGUCUUUUAUCAGUUUAUAGAAUUUAUUUGUGAAGCCACCUGGGCCUGGGGCAGUCUCUAUUUAAAGUUUAUCUAUGGAUUUACUGACCUCUACUUCUGUUAUGGUCUGAUUUAUCAGCUUUAAUUGGUCAGGUAGGAUUUUUGGCAUGGAAUUUCAAAGAAUUCCUCAAUCUUUUUCCCUGCCAAAUAUUUCUUCUGGUAGGUUAUAUAGAUUCUGAUAAAAUCUCUGAAACACUCUACCUAUUUUUUCUGUGGCCAUUAAAAAGGUUUCUCUCUCUUUUAUAUUUCUCUUUUUGUAAUUUAUUAGACAUUAGUGUUUCUGGCUUGUUACCCUUUAGAUACCACUUGGAUUGUAGUGCUUCUAACUGUUUGGUUGCUUUAUUCAUUAGUUGAAUAUUUAUAUGUUUCUCUGUUUCUGCAAUCUUCCUUGCUAUUUGUGUGGAAGGUGUUCUCAGCGUGACAUCAGGUCCUCUGUCCGUUAUUCACGACUCCAAGAGGCACCCUGAGUGGCAUGCUAGGUAGGUUGGGUCGUCUCCCUUUCUCUUAGUGUCGGCUCCCAAGAAAGCUCCCUCAGCCGUGUACAAUGAGGACGUAGUCGCAUGCACUGUCAUCUUGCUCCUCCUCCUAGUAGAAUAUCAAUGUGUUUGUUAGCUCUCACAUGGCUGCACUGAGCAGGUUAGGUACUGAGCCAUUGGGAGCAGAAAAGAACUGUCAAAAGACGUGUGUAUCAAGGUAAUGGAACUUUUUAAAGCUGGAAAAGGAUGUAAAGAGAUAUCAAAAGCCUUGAAAAUGCCAGUCAGUACUGUUAAGUCACUUAUUAAGAAGUGGAAAACUCUGGGAUCUCUUGAUACCAAUCCAAGGUCAGGUUGACCAAGAAAGUUUUCAGCCACAACUGCCAGAAGAAUUGUUCAGGAUAUAAAUAAAAGCCCACAGGUAACCUCAGGAGAAAUACAGGCUGGUCAUGUAAAAAGACUGUGUGAUUGUUUCAAGCAGUACAAUAUGACGAUACCUGAACAAAAAUGAGCUACAUGGUUGCCUGAAAGAAGCCUUUUCUGUGCCAAUGCCUGGCUACAAUAUGCCUGACAACACCUUGACACGCCUCACAGCUUAUGGCACACUGUAAUUUAGAGUGACGAGACCAAAAUAGAGCUUUAUGGUCACCCCCAUAUGCGCUAUGUUUGGAGAGGGGUCAACAAGGCCUAUAAUGAAAAGAAUACUAUCCCCACUGUGAAGCAUGGUGGUGGCUCACUGAUGUUUUGUGGGGGUUUGAGCUCUAAAGGCAUGGGGAAUCUUGUCAAAAUGGAUGGCAAGAUGAGCGUAGCAUGUUAUUAGAAAAUAGCAGACAAUUGGCAUUCUUGUCUGGCAGACAAUUUGCAUUCUUCUGCACGAAGGCCGCACAUAGGAGGCUCUUGGACUUUCCAGCAAUGACCAUAAGCACAAGGCCAAGUUGAAGGGUAUGCAAACUUUUGAGCACAACUGUACAACCAAGUCUGCCUGUGUCAACUGAGAGAUUUUGAAAAGCAGGAGGACAUCCAACAUAGUUUCAUGGAGUUAAACACUGUGAAAAGCCAGGAAGCACUUCUAGUGGUUGUCUGAAAAACAGCCACUUGAGGAUGUCUUAACCCUGCAAUGUAAACAUUGCAAUUUAUCUGAAACUGCAAUGUUUUAUAUUUCAGGGUUAAUGAGACAGUGGUACUGUACCCGGACCACUUCAAUUGUAUUAAAAGGUCUGUGUGACCUUUUAUAUUAUUUCCUCCGGUAUAAUGAUAGAUUUAAGUGCAAUAUUUGUUUGCUAUACACACAAUUAAGAAUUGGUAAUAUUCACAAGAUCUGGUUGAAAAUGGUGCUAAAAAAAUUUAAAUAACCACACAAUACAAAUAUGGGGUUUUUCAUUGAACUCCAAUAAAUCGUAGUCAGAAUUGCAAAAAGUAUUUGUGGCAUUUGGGUAUUUUGAAGUGAAAAUUUAGACAUCAUUCACAUAAAACAGUUAUCAAUAUCCAAAUUUAGCAACAAUGUUCCAAAUCUACAUGAAUAUACAUAGCUUUUUAGCCCUCCUGAAAGAUACAUAAUGCUGUAAAUUUAGAACCACAUGUUAUAACCAGGUUACAAAUGUGCAAGAGGUUGGUUCCAACAUGAAACAAAUUGAAACUAUCAUUAACCAAAAACAAAUUGAUAAUUGGCUACAGUUAACAUGUAAGUCUAUAUGAAUGUUUCAGUUAAUCUAGCUGAAGCACAUACAGCACAUAUUUAUACAUAUAUAAAAUAAAACUGUCAAUGUGAUUGAUACAAAUAGUGCCACUUAAUACACUCUGUGCUAUUAAUCCUCACAAUGCUGCCUAUGUUCGGAAUUACAAUGGCCCAUAUGUGAGGUUUAUAGCCCCUGGUUUAUUAAGUUUAAUAUUUUUCUAAGUGGCUUAUAAGAUAACAGUAAGGCUUUGUUGGUGUUAGGGUAACAAUACCAAUCACCCCAGUCGGUAUAAAAGUUUAGAAAACAAAAAUAAAAACAAAAAAAGUGUAGUAGUAAAUAAGUAAAAUGAUGCAUUUAGAAAUGUCAUCCUUUUAUUUUUUUGUUACUUAUUAAAAUUGGUAUUCACAAAUUGCUCAGCCCAAUACAUAUGGUAUACAUGGUCUCCACUUCACAAAUUCUUAUUUAAUCUUUAUUUAUCUAUUGGAAAAAAUCCUAAUUGCCUUCCUUUUUAAUAGGGGAGCCACACUAUUCAAUUUAUGUUAUUUGUUUUAGUAUAUAUUGAGGAUAUGUUAUUUUGCCUUCAAAGAGAAGGUGGAUUUAUUUUGAAUACGUGCCUCACAGUAAAACAGAUUGAAGAAAAUCCAGUAAUUUUUCAGUAUUUCAUGAACAUGCAAAUCCUUUACUUUUAUGUGCUGAUUUUUUCCCUGAUCCAAAAUGUACUAAGUUAUUAGUAAACAAUCCACUGAAAGGUUAGUGGAAUUGUAUUAUUCAGAAUAUCUUUUAAACAAAUUAUAUUUUAAGUAUUUUUCAUCUAGUGCUGAUAAAUGCUCAAGUUCACUGCUUACUAAACUGGUGUAUCUGGCUUAAACUAUUGCAAAAUGGUACUAUUCCAAAAAUGCUGUUUACCUAUCAUUUGAAUUACAUUAGACCCUAUAUUGUUGUAUUAACAACUUUCUUUUCACUUGGAGCUCUGCUUUGCAUUUACAAGUGCUGGCUUAAAUUCAUGCAUUUGUGCUAAAUUAAAAAUGAACAUAUUGAUAAUGUAUUACAUAUAUUCAUUUAAUUAUUUUAUAUUGGUAUGUUCUUCUUUUGCAGAGGAAAACUGCCUUGGAGACAAGUCAAUUAUUUGUCGAUUGGAAGUUCUGUCUCGUUAUUGUUCAAUGCCCACUUUUAGCCGACUGUGCUGUAAACCAUGCAAUUCAUCUCAAAUUACCAGUGAUUCAAAUACAGUGAAAAAUAACAGCAUCGAGAAUCUUGCACCACCAAUCCCAACAACUUUAAGGGCUCCUAAUUCUACUGUGUCACCUACCAUUCCAUAUAAAAAAAACACAUCAUUAAUAAAUGUAACAGAAAAUCAAGAGCAUACUAAUAGAGUAGACAUUCCGUACAAAGUUAAUAUUUUAGACAAUGAAGUACCAGAACCGAAUACCAUCCCCCGAAGAAGGUUUCUAUAUGAAAAGACAAAGAACCAGAGAAUUCAACAACUGAUUGCAGAGAAAAGGAAACAGGAAACAAUGAAGAAACUAAAAUAACUGUAGUAUAAAUCUCAAUUUAUUUUAUUACAUAGACCACAACACAGAUAUUUUCUGGUGCUAGACUAAAAUGGUGCUUUAGAGAACUUACAGAUAUUCUGAUUGGCAUUAUUUCAAAAUAAUAUUUAUUCCAAACCAUCUCACGGUUUUGAAAUCACUUCACAGUCAGUUCACUUAAUGAAUUUCAGCUCUUAAUUUUGUUUUGCGUAUAUAGCCACCUAAAUACAUUUAUAUUUCUAUUAAUUAAAUCAUUUUUCUUACCAAAAUUGAUGUCUUGUGCUUCUUUCCUUAACUCUGUUCUCCUGCAUAACUGCCCCCUUAUUAUAUUAUGCAGGCAAAAAAUGAAAGAAUAUCAUUUAAUUUUAGAAUGGCAUGUAAUAACACCAAUUUUUGGAAUUAAGACUUGCCUAGAUAUGUAUUAGUUUCCUUAAUUGACUCUUUAAUGUUUUUCCUGGUUCAUCACCACAUCUGGCUUUACGAAAUGGUUCACUGCUUACUAAACUGGUGUAUCUGGCUUAAACUAUUGCAAAAUGGUACUAUUCCAAAAAUGCUGUUUACCUAUCAUUUGAAUUACAUUAGACCCUAUAUUGUUGUAUUAACAACUUUCUUUUCACUUGGAGCUCUGCUUUGCAUUUACAAGUGCUGGCUUAAAUUCAUGCAUUUGUGCUAAAUUAAAAAUGAACAUAUUGAUAAUGUACUUACAUAUAUUCAUUUAAUUAUUUUAUAUUGGUAUGUUCUUCUUUUGCAGAGGAAAACUGCCUUGGAGACAAGUCAAUUAUUUGUCGAUUGGAAGUUCUGUCUCGUUAUUGUUCAAUGCCCACUUUUAGCCGACUGUGCUGUAAACCAUGCAAUUCAUCUCAAAUUACCAGUGAUUCAAAUACAGUGAAAAAUAACAGCAUCGAGAAUCUUGCACCACCAAUCCCAACAACUUUAAGGGCUCCUAAUUCUACUGUGUCACCUACCAUUCCAUAUAAAAAAAACACAUCAUUAAUAAAUGUAACAGAAAAUCAAGAGCAUACUAAUAGAGUAGACAUUCCGUACAAAGUUAAUAUUUUAGACAAUGAAGUACCAGAACCGAAUACCAUCCCCCGAAGAAGGUUUCUAUAUGAAAAGACAAAGAACCAGAGAAUUCAACAACUGAUUGCAGAGAAAAGGAAACAGGAAACAAUGAAGAAACUAAAAUAACUGUAGUAUAAAUCUCAAUUUAUUUUAUUACAUAGACCACAACACAGAUAUUUUCUGGUGCUAGACUAAAAUGGUGCUUUAGAGAACUUACAGAUAUUCUGAUUGGCAUUAUUUCAAAAUAAUAUUUAUUCCAAACCAUCUCACGGUUUUGAAAUCACUUCACAGUCAGUUCACUUAAUGAAUUUCAGCUCUUAAUUUUGUUUUGCGUAUAUAGCCACCUAAAUACAUUUAUAUUUCUAUUAAUUAAAUCAUUUUUCUUACCAAAAUUGAUGUCUUGUGCUUCUUUCCUUAACUCUGUUCUCCUGCAUAACUGCCCCCUUAUUAUAUUAUGCAG